Messenger RNA from Pelobates cultripes (western spadefoot toad), 48769 nucleotides. The record is from the annotation of a GenBank genome assembly. NCBI's taxonomy places the organism in Eukaryota, Metazoa, Chordata, Amphibia, Anura, Pelobatidae.
AUGUCAAAAACAUCUUAUAGAAGGAAGGUAACUUCUGCAAAGGUAAGCGGAAUGCAAUGUGAAUGUUACAUUGUGUUUUCCUAAAGGUAAUAAUAUAACUAUUUUGUUCUUUUAUAAUUGUAAUAGAUGAUUGAACUAAUUAUUAAAUUGAAUGAUCACUCAGCAGGGUUAUCCUUAGUAGUUUUGAUUCCCUGAGCAACAAACCUUUUCAAGACCUUUUAACAUACUCUCGCAUAUGGCAUGGCUCCUCCAUUUGUCCACUUAAGUGACAAGAGAAAAUGGCAAAAAACUAAACAAAAAAAAUUGGGGGGUCCGAAAUGUUCCCAAAUUUUGCAACAUUGUAUAGACCGGCUGUUUCUACUUCUGUCUUUACAACUAAUCUAACACUAUAUCUCACUGAUUCUGGGACCCAGACAGUCAUCAUGUUCUUCAACACAACCAUAUACCUCAGUGGAUAUAAUUUUAGAAGAACACUUUAAGCACCAUAACCACUACCUCCCAUUAGAGUGUUAUAGUGCUAGCAGGCUUCCGAUGUUUUGUGUUCGUCCUUUGUCUUUGUCUGCAAAGGCUCUAUCCAGCAAUACUUCGGUCAGUUCCUUUCUUCUUCCACAAACCUCAUGCAGUCACUUUAUUGUUGAAUAAAGACAAGUCUAAGUACAGGGAAGAUCAACGUAUAUUUAAUUAAAAAGGAUAUUUGUUUAUAGAGGGAAAAAAAUGGGAAAGAUAAAACAUAACAGCCAGUAACAAUAACAGGUGUAAUUAAUUACACACAAAACAACUCCACAACCGAAUACAGAUUUUUUUUUUUUUCUUUUUUUAGAAUUCUUUAUUUAUGGUUAAUUUUGUUUAAUACAAUGUGGUAUACAGGAUAUGGGAUACAGAAAAGAGAUUGUGGCUGGGUAAAGAAAGGUAUAGCACAGUUAUACAUUUAUACAGUCCCAUCCUUACCUUUCAUUUUUGGUCUUUGCGGUUACAAUCACACAGUUACCCAUUACAUAUGCAUGGAUGACACAAGCUGGGGUCAGAUAGGUUGUUCAGCAAUGGUCUCUAUCACUCCUCCGUGUUGCGUAACUCUGGUAUAUGGGGAGGGGUGUAUAUGUUCGCUUAGGUUUACCCCAGUAUAGGCCCUGGGGGGCUGUUAUGAUACCUUAUGGGUGUCGAUGUUGCGGUCUACGUCAGUAUGCCUGUUUUCCUAUCUCUCCGCUCUGCCCACCAUCCCUGUUGGCAAUUCUUCUUUGUGGCUAUACCAUCGUUUGCUAGUUCCAUGACGUUACACAGAUUUUGUUUUUUUAAAUUCUUUAUUUGUAUUACACAUAACGAGGAUGUCAGAUGACACCUAACAAGAACUUAAAAAAAAAAAUAAAAAAAUUCACAUGUCAAAACCUUCAUCAAUGAACUUGGUCUCUAAAAUGUGUUUUUAAAAAUGUAAACAAGAAACAAUAAAAGAAAGAGAGAAAGGAGGGGAACAAAAAAAUUAUAUCAGCUUUCCCGAUCUCAUAGACCAACUCCGGAUCAAUUUGAGAUAUAUUCCUUCCAUAGUUCCCAAACGUUAAAAAAGGUAGGUGUUGUGUAACUUUAACUGUGAGCUCAUCCAUGAUAUAGUUAUCAUACGUCUUGCAAAGAUGGUCUUUCCAUUUAGCCAAGCUGCUGCUAGGAUAAUUCUUUUUAGUAGUUUUUGUGAAUGUUUUGGCUUACGCUUAAUUUCCUAAUUCCUUUCCAAUAGAUGUGUAGUUUGGGACAAUCUUAUUAAAUAUGUAAGUAGGUUAAUACACAGAUUUUAGAACAUAACAUUUACAUAGGAUAAUCCCCUUUUUUGCCCACUUAGUCUUGAUGAUCUCUAAAAAUGAGAUUCCCUUGUCAAAGUUGUCAUUCGUCUCAAAUUAGUUUAGGAUUUGAUAGAUUCUUAUUUUUAUUUGUUUUGAUUAUUGAUGUAUGCAGUCUACAUGCAGCAUACUUAUUCCUCUGAUUCAACUUUGAUGAUAAAAAUGUGCUGGAUAGCUUAUUUAACCUGACAAAUGCAUAUAGUUACAAUUUGUUUAAUGUGUUACAAUAUGAUCUGUUUUUGUAUUGUUACACUGAUUUGUCUAAUUAGUCAAUGUUUUAAUUGAAUGUUACCAAUUCAAUACAUUUAUCUCUCCAGGCAAGUCCCAUGCAGACUUGUAAUUAUUUAUUUGUAUAUUCCACAUUAUUGUAUAAAACUUUAUUUUUUAGUUUUUUUUUUUUUUUUGAGGGGAGGUAGGGGUUGUUUUUUGUUUUUUUUCUUCCUCAUUUGGUUUCUUUUUUUAUGAUUAUAAUUGUUUUCCAUUAAGUUAUUUUUUUUUUUUUUAUCGGCAGUCUAAUUGGUAGCAGUAUUUUCCUUCCUUGAUUUGUUCGCCGGGGUAAUUCUCCCCCAAUUAUUUGACUGUUGGUUUGAGUCUUAAAUAUCCUGGCAGAUAUCGGCAUAUUAUGCCUAAGAUUAAGGGAUAGUUUGCACAACACAUUAGGCAACUGCCUUGGAGAUGUGCUUUUUAAUGAUUUAUUCAGGGUUUUUUAGACUAAAGGUUUUCUUUAACGGCUUUAAACUUAUACUCACUCUGCCUGAAGUGGCUGGCUAUCCACCUUUGUGCUUAGUUUGGCUUAACCCUUUAGCUGAUCUCCUGGUGAAGGACCAGGCUGUAAGUGGGUCAGGAACCCUCCGUUUGCGUCAAACUGUUUUAAGGAGAACCGGGAAGAUGCCAAGUCUACUAGCACCGUAACUACUAUAGCAGGCUGUAGUAAUUGUGAUGCAUUAUCUAGAUAAUACAUUGAAAUAAACCAGAACAAUUAUUAAAUAUUAUAAAGUUACUUAUCUUUUAAAGUUCCCACAGGCUGACUGUCUAAUGGAUCUUUUCAGACACACCACUUUUUUUUUUUUUUUUCUUUCCUAUUGUGUUUAAUUGUCACGUGUUUAUGGUUUUAGAUCACUGAUUGGGUUGAACCAUCAUUUGACGAUUUCUUUGGGAACACAAGCACCGUCUCUUCUUCAGGAGCCAUUAAAAGAAAUGCGAAGAACAAUAAUGAGUCUUUAUUAGAUAACAAAGCUCAUGGCAAGAAAAGAACAAAUCCUUCUUCCGCAGCUUCUAGCUGUGAUCAACUUAAGCCGAGCUCAGACCAAUCACAGAAUGAGCCAUGGAUUGAUAAAUACAAACCUGAUACCCAGGUAAGAACACUUAAAGCUGUGUUAUCUCUUACAUUUCCAUUUUCUGCUAAUUUCUAUGGCAGUUGUUCUUGCUCGCUACAUCACAGAGAUCCCUAUGUAUAUGGCAUUAAUUCUGUGACCCAUUCUUCCAUUGCAAUAUAAUAGCAUAUAAUAAUAACCCCUUAAUUGUACCAAUGUCAAAUGGCAUUGCACUAGAGAAGACAUUACUGCUGCAAUAAAUGUAUUUUUGUGGAGAAUUGUGUGGGGUCUCUCUCUUCUAUGAUCUUUCUGUUCCAAUUAUAUGAACUACUGAAAUAGGAUGGAGACCAGUUUUAGGUCAAAACUUAAUGGAUUAAUACCCACUUUACUGUAGAUGUGUUCAUACAUAGAUCCAAAUGUUCUGAUAUUUAAAGGGGUAUUCAAGAUACACUACUAACCAGUAUGAAUUAUCAGUAGUAUUGGCAAAAGCUUUUAAGUAUUGCUUAGCAUGCUAGUUAAUGUGUUGAAGUAGGAGGAAAAAAUAAGUUUUACCUACAUUUAGUCUACUCUCCUGCCUCUCUGACAUUAAUAAAUCUAAAUUAAAAUGUAGUUGUUACAUUUGUGGUUUCUAAGGUAUCGGAUUAAAAAAAAAAUAAAAAAAAUAUAUAUAUAUUAUGCAAAGUUUGGGCUUAAAAGGUUACUCCAACCACCAUUGCCAUGUCUGCUUUUUUUCAAGUGGUCAUGGUGGUAGGAGUCUGUUCGUGCAGUAUUCUAGCUUGAAAGAAAUAGUGCACAUCCAGAGAUAUUUUAAAUUGUGUGCUAAGGUAAGUUGCACCCUCAGCACACAUGACUUUGGCAGCCCAGAAUCCUGUUCCUGGUUGCUUAAUGUCAAUUCUGUGCACAAAAAACAUAUGUCAUCAGGGCACACUACAGCUACCAACAAACGUAACUACUUCUCCCUUGCAGGCUGGGCCUACAAAUGAGAAGCUCCUUGUCUCCUCUUCCUCCCACCCACUCUUAGUAAACCCUUCCUUUUACCUCUGAUAUUUAAUUUAAAAAAAAAGUUUAUUCACUCGCCCUCCCUUUCCCCUUCCCUUUGCGGGCUCAGUAUGCGCACAUGUGCUCUGAGCUGCUAGGCUUCAGAGAUGGGGAUGUGCUGGGAGCUUCACCUGGGGCUGGAUUAAGGCGAGUUAAACUUUGUUUAAAACUCUUGUUAAAUGUUUAUUUUGGUGGCAACCAACAAAAUAAUACCAAUAAGACAUUAUUUUAUUUUACACUAAAAAGGGCUGGAGAAACCUUUGAGGACUCACGUCCAAACAUUACUGAAUAAUUGUGUAAUAAAAUAAACAAAUCUGUUCAGGUUUAUAGUUGAAAUAAACUGUAACUUUGCUUUCAGGCAGACCUUGCUGUGCAUAAGAAGAAAGUUGAAGAAGUUGAAUCCUGGUUGAACGUUCACAUUGAUCAGAAACCUCCAAAGCAGGUCUGGUUGUCCUUUAUUAGCUUUCUGGUUUUUUUUCAGAUUAGCAUUUGGGUAAAAGGCACUGUGGUACUUCAUUGAAGAAGAAGAAAAAACUUUCACAUUCAGUUGUUUAUUCAUCAAAAUGGAAACUAAGGACAAUUGCCAAAAUAAUUGGUCUAUUCUAUUUGUUUUCAUCUCCCUAAAAGCAUUUUUCUUCCCUCACAAUUUUAAUUGUCUCCUGUGCUAUUUAAUAUCAUAAUUUCUUUCUCCUACAUAAUGGAAUUAUUCCAUCAUGGUUGUCUUGUUCUUAAGGAUCACUGGCAGUUUAAUUCCCUCAUGCUGAUUUUCCAGCACUAUCUGCUUCCUUGGGGUGGCAUUGGUAUCCUAUAAGUGACCCCAUGCUGAACAAUGAGCUACAUGCAGCCCUUUAGAUAGUCAUGGAUGAACUGCCACAUUCAGACACGGACCAUGGGCAGGCUAUGUCAUUAUUGAGUGAGAUCUGGUUCUUCCUGCAUGCUUUCUGCCAGCUAAUCACAAACCACAGAUGAUGGUUGUGCUGGAUCGCACCGGGUGCCCAGUGCCGAUCACUAUGCAUGAUCAGACUGACAACUCUUGAAAUCGUACCGCAAAAAAAUAUGGCCAUCAGGUGAUGUAACUGAGCACAAUUUGCUUUUAGUUGCAUCAGAUUUACUAAAUAAAUAAUAAAAAAAAAAGGUUAAAUUUGUGUUUGUUUAUUUUGAUUAUAUUUUACCAGACAGGAUAGAUUGAGAUUUUCAAGUAUGUCCUGGGGAAUGUAUGUUUUAAUAAAGUUUAAUCUAAAGUCAAGGUAACCUGUUUUGUUUCCAAUGCCAAGUCAUAAGCAAGUGAAUUAAUAAGGGGAGCUAAGACUUGAAAUUUUAAAAUUGUUUCCCUGUGGUCUGCCUUCUCCAGUGAUCCAAGGCCAAAAAAAUGUGUAUAUAAAGUUAUUUCACUUUAUGUGUGUUUUGGGAUUUUUUUUUAACCUCCUGCAAACAAAGAAGUCUGGAGCAGUUGUAUCCAUACGCUUGGAAUUGUGUGACAUUGCCUGUGUUAUUUGGAGGCAAGGAAGAAGCAAGUGCAUCUUUUCAUUUAUACAUACGCUGCAAAUUUUGUCAAAACAAUGUAUAGACUUAAUGUUCACUAUUUGUAGAUUGCAGGCUCACUUUUAGUUACUCCUGUUGUUGUUAAUCCUUCUGAACUAUGACUAGAUUAAACAAAUUGGAAAUGCAGGAUAAAUAUUAAUGUUAGUCAUCAUUCCUCUUUUGUUUUUAUUUUCCUUCCUUACAGGGAGGUUCACUUCUGCUACUUACUGGACCUUCAGGCUGUGGAAAGACUGCAACGAUUCAGGUUUUAUCCAAGGAAAUGGGAAUUGAAAUCCAGGAAUGGAUCAAUCCAGUAAUGCAAGAGUUCAGACGUGAUGAGCCGCCAGAGGUGUUUGAUCGAGGUAAAUAGGCCAUUUGAUAAACCCCCAUUGGGAUCAUGCUGAUUGUGUUUGAAAACAAUGUCCAAUUCCACAUUUGUAGUGCUCCUGAACACUAAACUGUGUACCAGACCUUGACCGCUGAUGCUUUAUUAAGUGAGUGCUUUGUAAGUUAAUGUCGACAAUUGGAAUUGGAUCCAAGAAGCCAGUAUAAAGAAAUUGAAGAGAUUGAAAUCUCACUAGCAUAAUGUGUUAACACAAGAGGGUCAUUUCUUAAUUUUUUUAAUGUAACUGGGUGAGGAGUGAGUUGAACAAAAUAAUCUAGAGUGGGGAUUUUGUAAAAAAUAAUUGUCUCCCACCUUAUGAGGCUUGCUCUCUUCUCCUCUCCUAUAAACCCUUGCUGUUUUUUUUUUUUUUUUUCUCAUUAACAGUCUUGGUGCUGGCUAGGUAGUCCUAAAUCUUGUGUAUCUCCAUUGGUAGAGCUGUGUGAUGUGAUUGUUUACUCUGUGUCUUCUCUAGAAUUUGGAUUCCAGCCAUUCACCAGUCAGUCUCAAUCCACUCUUUUUCAAGAUUUUCUUUUAAGAGCAAACAAAUACAACAAACUGCAGAUGGUUGGAGAAUCCUCCGGGAGAGAUAAGAAGAUCAUCAUUGUUGAUGUAUGUUUUUGUUUUGUGUUUUUUUUUUUUUUUUCUUACUGUAAACAAAUAAUACAGCUGUAUAUAAUAUCUAGUUAAAGGCACAUUGUAGUCACCAGAACAACUACAGCUAAUGUAGUUGUUCUGGUGUCUAUAGUGUGUCCCUGCAGGCUUUUUGUUGUAAACACUGCCUUUUCAAAGAAACAGUGUUUACAUUACAGUCUAGGGACACUUCCAGUGGCCAAUCCUCACUCACAGUGUGAAGCACUGCCGUUCAGCUUUUCCUUGCUGAACUUUCGCCAUAGAGAUGCACUGAUUCAAUGCAUCUCUAUAAGGAGAUGCUGAUUGGCCAAAGUGGAGUUUGGUUCAUCAUUGACAAUCUGCCAAUCCAAUGCUUUCCUAUGGUACACAUUUUCAUGUAAGUCUUUUACUGGUUCACAUUUGUGAACUGUUUAGCACAUUAGAACAUUGUCGGUUUGUAACAUAGUUGUAUUCUUGCUUUAUGUGGUGACCUGGAGCUCUACGGUUAUUAAGCAGUAUUUGAAUAUCAACUUGGUAAUAUUUGUAGUUCUUUAGCUCCACAUUGGCUCUAUGCCAUUAUGAUUUUCAGGUUGAUGGUGAGGAACAUCAUGGCCAAUUUUGCCAUGGUUAGAAUGGAUCCUCCCUAGUGUUUUAUAGGUCUGGCUUACUAAUGGUUUUUCUAGGCUAGCCUUUGCCAUCUGAGGCCAAAUUUUGUGUGCACCAGCUAAUUUAAUGUUGCCCACAGCCACAAAUUCCAGAAUAGAGAGUUAUGUUCAAGGCAUGCUAUCUAUGUCCUAGAAUGCUGGUGGCCUGGUCCAUGUCACAACUGUGACUGUGUGCCGGUACUUCAGUAAUGAGGCUACUAGUGCACACAGUGCAAGUCGGCUUCCACUGAGAUCUCACCCACUCUGCAGGUGCUGGGGGAAAGCAUAAACAAUUUUUGUUUAGUUGUAUUUAUGUGUGUGCAUAUAUACACACAUACAUAUAGGAAAUGUGUAGUUGUGUGUGUAUCUGUAUACAUGAAUAAGGAUUUUUGUGAAUGAGUGCACGUCUGGCAAUAAGGAUCUGUGCUCCAUACUGGAGAUGACAGCUUGGCUAUUGGCCCUUUAGGUAAAUUGAUUUUUAUACCACUGGAGUACAGCAUAGUUACAUAGCUGAAAAGAGACUUGUGUCCAUCAAGUUCAGCCUUCCUCACAUAUGUUUUUGCUGUUGAACCAAAAGAAGGCAAAAAACCCAGUCUGAAGCGCUUCCAAUUUUGUCACAAACUAGGAAAAAAUUCCUUCUUGACCCCAAAAUAGCAGUCAGCAACUCAUUAAUGAUUCCAUCUCUAACCAACUACAUGGCUGAGACACACGGUGUGAUGUUCUAUCACCAUCAUGUUUUCAAAUCUGUAGUUCUGUGGUUGUUUAUUUACUUUUCUCCUAUGGAGACAAGAAAUAUGCAGCAUUGCUAAGCAAACUUGAAAAGUUAGACAUAUUCACAUCAGCUCUGUAUUUAUAUAUGCACCAAGUGUACUGUUCAUGUUAUUUUUCUUUUGUGCUAUAAUUUGAAAAGCCUGUUUUUUUUUUUUGUUUGUUUUUUUUUCAAGGACAUGCCCAACCAGUUUUACCGAGAUCCCACAAGCUUACAUGACAUUCUUCGGUAAGUUAUGCAAGUUUGGAGAAUUUGCUAAAUAAUAACUGAUAAUUCAUGAUAUUUUCCAAACUGUAAUACCUUGUGUUUUAGGAGGUUUGUAAGAACUGGACGAUGCCCGCUGGUGUUUAUAAUCUCUGACAGCCUGAGUGGAGAAAGUCACCAGAGACGAUUAUUCCCAAAAGAGAUUCAGGAGGAACUGCAUGUUUGUAAUAUUAGGUGAGUAGAGGGUGGGUUAUUUAUUUAUUUAUUUUGAAGUAUGAUUAAGCUGCUGCACCUUUUUAUAGUUAUUCUGCUAGUUGCCCAAAUUUCAGUGGUGAUUGCGGACCACUCGGCAUGGCUCUGGUCAGAGUUAAUAUGGCAAACAAUAGAUUGGAAAAAUUGAGUUUCCAAAACCGGUCUCCUGGACCUAGUAGUAGUCUAGAAUUUGAGCAUAUGCCUGUCGAUGUUUCCUUGAAAAUGACUGAAUUACUGAUUAACCUAUUUAUGCUACAGCAUUGGUCAAAUGUUUUUUUUUUUUUUUUCUGCACAGCAACCCUACCUUUCAGAGCCUGCCUUUUGAGGUGCAGCUAAUAUUCUGAUAGGGAAAUUCAGCAAGAGGAUCAUGUUUAGAUUAGCCUUUAAAUGUUUAAGUUACCCUUUUAAAGUUCUUACUUUUGUAUAUAAUGAUACUUUUUUUUUUUUUCUUCCUACAAGUAAUGGGUAUUAAGGGUAUCAUUUUUCCCCAUAAUUUUUUUUGAUGCCUGUAGGACAUUUAUAAUAAGCAGAGAUGGACAGUUAUAAAGAAACCUUGACAAUCGAUAUUUAUGAAUUCUGAAACAAGUUUUCUCUUAAUCACCCUGACCAUUAUUAUUGUAUAUGUUUCCAGUUUCAAUCCAGUAGCACCAACAAGCAUGAUGAAAGCACUGACUCGAAUUGCUACAACAGAGGCCAGUGGGGUACGUCUUAUUAACAGUACAUAGUCUUUAAUAGAUUCCUCUUACCUAGGAAGCAAUAAUUUUACAUAUGGACAGUUUGGAGUAUUAAAGGUACACUCUGAUCCACAUAUCUGCUUAGGUUAAUUUCUUUGGUAAUACUCACAUUGUCAUGUCUUCUUUGUACUAAUGAUUUUCUGUUAAAUUUAAAGGAACACUAUAGCGUUAGGAAUACAAAUAUGUAUUCCUUACGCUAAACGGUGACAAGGGCCCGUUCCGCGGCGAAUAAAUGGUUAAUUAACCUUACCUUAAAUCAGCGCUGGACUCUCUCGGCGCUGGUGACAUCGCCUUCUCCAUCGACGUCCGCUCCUGAGUGGAGCCGAAUGCGCAUACGCGGCCAGAGGCGCGCGCAUUCAAACCCGCCCAUAGGAAAGCAUUACUCAGUGCUUUCCUAUGUGGAUCUUUUUUGACGCCGGAGGUCCGUGUGGAUGUGCAGCGUCAAAUAAGUGCGAUUUACUCGGUUUAAAUCAGGGAAACAGCCACUAGAGGCUGGCUUGACCCUGCAGUGUAAAUUGCUAUGUUUCAGCUGCAGGGUUAAAACCAAGGGGACCUGGCACCCAGACCACUUCAUUGAGCUAAAGUGGUCUGGGUACCUAUAGUGGUCCUUUAAGUUGAAGAAAUUGUUCAAAUUCUUCUAUUUUAGAACCUCUGCCCUUAGGUAUGACUCUGUUUCAGGAAGUCGUUUCCUAAUUUGGCCUGUACCCCAGAGUAUGUACUGUGCUGAGCAACACUCUGUUCAGUUGUUGCCAAUAAGCUGCAAGCCAUGCAGUCUGGAGUGUUAAUAAUCAUCACAUGGUGUUAAUAGUAGCAUAAUACUACGAUAGUCAUUCUGUCCUAGGGGGCCAGGCUGCAGGCACCUGGGGUCCUAAAUUCUCUCUUUACAGUCACAAUAAACAGUUACAUGAGAUGAAUUGUUUAUGGUACCUACACUGUCAGUUUUAAUAAAUGAGUAGUUAAAAAACAACAAAAAGUCCAGAAUGCCUUUAUGUAUGACAUCACAGGUAUUAAAAACAUAACUUAAUUUCUUCCUUCAUGAGAAAGUUGUUUUGCAAGAUUUUAUAAUGUUUGUUUAAAUUCAAGCUAUAUGAAUGUCUUGUUUUUACAGGGUGGAGGUAAAUUUGCCAUUCCUGAUAAAGCAGCGUUGGAACUCCUCUGUACUGGGUGCUCGGGGGAUAUCAGAAGUGCCAUUAACAGUCUUCAAUUCUCAGUUCUGAGAGGUAAAUGGAACACAUGUGGCCAAAUAUAACGUGUUUGCUCAAUCCCUAGUCAGAUCUACCAGUUAAAAACCUUAGUUCACAUUUCCAUAGUUCUGCUUUCAUGUUAUAGAUGAACUAUUAUGUUGUAUUUUAACAGAAACACAAUAGAAAAAAUAUAAUGAAAAAGCUUUGUCACCUAGAUUACAAUUUACAUAAAUAUUCUGCUUAUGUUUGGGUUUUGGGUUAUAACUUUAUUUUUCUUUACAUUUAUACUUUUCAACUUUAUCUGUAACCUAAAAUGUAUAUUUCUUCUCCUCCUCGUAUUUUACCUGUUAUCAGAAUUAAAUGUAUUUGUUUCUUUUUGCACAUUUGCAUUGUAGAACAUUUUUUUAUGCUUCAGUCAAUGAACCCUGUCACUAAGUUGCAUGUUUUUUUUUCUCCAAAUCAAAUUUAUGUUGCAGUUAUUGUAGACUAUGAUGCCAGAUAUUUCUGUACAAUAAACAAACGUCAAAUUAUAUAUCUCAUAAUAAUUAAAAAAUGUACCCAAAAUAAAUGUUAUAGUAGUGGUCUGCACACAUCUGAUGUUUUGUUUUCAUGUUGCAAAUGACAGCAUAUUGUGAUAAUUGUACCCACAAAUAUCAAUCAUGCACACAAAAAGUACUCUCUCCAUUACUUUACACACCAUAGUCCAGAAUAUACCUAAUUAACUUUUUUUUUCUAGUACAUUUAAAAGAAACCUUUUUCUUAUAGGAAAACAAUUGGCUCUUUUUGUAAAUUAUGGGCAUAUGGUAUGAUGCUUUGAUCAGAUCUAAAACAAUGCCAGGAGCAGACUACUCAUCCACCCGUACAGUAUUGAUCUCACACAUACUGUAGGUACAUGAUGUGUCUAUAUCAAGAAUCUCUUAGUGACACAAAUAAGGUAGCAAGCACUUAAUUUGAGUGCAAUGUUUGUCACCCAUAAUCCAUCCUAAUGGAUUGCCAUGUUAGAAAUAAAUAAAUAACUAAACAAACAGCCACAAUGCUGCUGAUGAUUUAUUGAAUUUUAUUAGUUAAUACAAAUGUUGGCUCAGCCACAUAACCGUAUUGUCUAUUGUGUUGCUGCUUUAUAGUCUGUUUAAUUUGAUAUCCUGAAGGCUUCCAGCAUGAUGUGUUGAAGCACUUACAGCAGAGGCUGUGGUGAGACCUGUUUAACCUAUCUGAGAGAGUAGCAUGCCUUUUUUCUUGGUUUUCUUUAGAGAACAUGAGUAGAAUUAAUGCCAACAUGGUUCAACAUUCCUUUAUGACUAACCAUAGGAAACCCUGUGCUUGUGCGACAAUGAAAUGAAGACAUAUUCAACGUGUUGUUGCUUUUUUUGUUUUUUUCUCUUCUUCUUUUGUAAAUCAUUUACACAAGAAAGCCAGAGACAUUAACCAAUCUGGUUUUUUUUUUUUUAAUGGCAAAUGUAUGUGUCUGAAUGUUUAUAUCAAAUUGCUUUGUUCUUCCACAACUUUUAUCAGUAGCACAGCACAGACAUGUGUUUUUUUGUUUGGGCUGCAGAUUGUUCUUUACCAAAUGAUUUCUGGGGUAAAAAGAAAGGAAGAACAACGAAAACAGAGAAAACAUCUCGAGGGAAGCCCAAAAAGAAACCCGAAACAGGAGAACAUACAGAGGGUAUUCAGGCAAUUGGUGGGAAAGAUGCUUCUCUGUUUCUGUUCAGAGCCUUGGGGAAAAUACUUUAUUGUAAACGUAAGUUGGUAUUGUAUUGGUUUUCUUCAUAAUGUAUUCCAUAGUCUGUCUGAUUGUGUUCAUUGACUGCACAGAAAGGUGUUGCAGUUGAGAUUUUGGCCUGGUAGCUCUGUGCCCCAUAUAUAUCUUCUGGUAUCUUGUGAUCUGACAGAUGUAGAAGGACCUCUCUACCUAUGGUGCAGAUAAUCUCUACUUCCAUUUGCCUGUCUGCUCGUAAUGUUUAAGACAGAGUGCACCAUAAUAUGAUCUCCUAUAUCUACCAACACUAUAUGCUCCUUUGGCACAUGUUCUGUUCUCCCUGUUACUGAGCGUUUAAUUUGGACAUUUCUCACCAACUCCACUCUGGUGGUAUGGGAAGUUAUUUUUAUAUACUUUCAAAUAAAUAUUCCUCGUGUUAAACGGAGUUAUUUAUCUAUACCUUGAUCAAUGCAGUGUUACAUUUUCAGUCAUAUUUAAUAUUAAUAUUGUUAAUCGUGUUUUUAGGAGAAGCCCUUCCUGCUGACUCAGAAUAUCCUAAAUUACCUGCACACUUAUCUGAACAUAACAGAGAUCUGCUACUCGUUCUCCCAGAGGUAGGGCUUAUUCUCAUUUGACUGUUCUCUUACUUUCGAGCCAUGUUUGCUUUGCCUCCCACCUCCCCCCAUUAAAACAGAUCAGUGGUCUAGAAAUUCCUCCUCUCUACCCAUGAAAGAAGGAAAUUGGCAGACCUAGCCUAAGUGGGACUGCCCCUAAAGAGGGUAGAGUACUGAAGAAAUGGCUGCAGAGCCAACCAUAGCUCUUUCACACUGAGAUUCCUGCUUUGCCACCAACGCUUGUGAAGGUCAUAGGCAGGUGUGGCAAGAACCCAGAAUGUGUAUUUGGGAGGUUUUGUGUAAUUCUUUUCAUAGUUUAAUGCUUCAAAGGAUAAAUGUGUUGCUACCUCUCUCAAUGAGAUCCAUUAACUUCUUUGACUUCUGUUAAAGCUAGGUUUUCUAACUCUAUAACUAGUUUGUUUCUAUUGUAUGUUUAGGCUGUUGUAGAAAAGUCCCACAUGCAUAGUGAGCUUUUCAAUUUAUAUCUCCAUCAAAACUACAUGGAUUUCUUCUCCGAAAUUGAUGAUGUGGUGCGAGCAAGCGAAUAUAUGAGUGCUGCAGAUGUCCUUUCUGGAGACUGGAAUGUAAGUCUUGGCUAGACAAGUAAAUUAACAAAGAAAAGCAAGAUACUAUAGUGCCAAAUCAUUACUGUAUUGUGCAAUUUGUCAGGAAGUGACGUUUGAAUUAUAACCAUGAAAUACUAUAAAAAAUCAAAAAAGAGAGCGCAUAUAUAAAUAGGAUAAACAACCUAAGUGAUAGUCAAUAUAUGGUCUAAUUAAAAUAAUAUAGAUGGUACUCAAAGUACUAUAAUAAUAUUAGCAGCUAAAACAAUAAGAAAUUUCCCAAUUUCAAUGUACAAAUGUUAAUAUAAGUUUCAGCGCUUAAUAGAUAAUCCCCUUAAAAAUAACAAGGGUGCAUUUAUAUGCAAAUGUUGCAUGUAAUAAUAUGCAAAGUCUUAAAAGAAUGUCCAGAUUAUAUAAAUCGGCUACAAAGUCCUGCAAAGAAACAAAGUCCAGAUAUUGUUGCAAUAUGUAGGGAUUCAGAGAUAUGUAGAGAUACCUUGGAGAAAGAGAGACAAAGAAAGAUAUAGUGUGACUCUGUAUCAAAAUUUAUAGCCCAAAAUACAAAAGAAAGGGUAACCCCCCCCAAACUAAAAACUCUUACACUGUAUAAAAUAUAGUACUCAUCGUUGUCGAUCAUGCAGGAAAAAGUUUUUCUUUCAAAUCUACUCGUAAUGUAGAAUCAAGGCUGGUGGUCUGGUUCCUCACGAGAGACGGCAGCUGCCUGGUGUACACAGGAACGCUGGUCGUGUUGGUAUCAGUGGGGAAACACUAACGAUUAGUCCAGCUUCUAUUGAAAGUUCAGGUGGUCUGCUGCAUAUGAGUAAUAGUAGCACCCUAUCAACGCGUUUCGCCCUUCUUCCGAGGGCUUUUUCAAGAUAGGUGCUCUGAGGGUGGCUCGGCAGUUUUAUACUUUGCCGGGCAAACAAAUUCAAAUCUCUUAAGGGUAUAUACCCUUAUUUUUAAACACAUAUAUUAAAACAUGCAAUAACUCAUACAAAUGGGAGCAGAAUGCUUCCUAGCAAUAUAUAUUAACAUAUAAAAUAUAAUGUUCUUUAAAUAUAGUAAAAAAACUAUUAGAACUACCAAUAAAAUACAUGAAUAUAUAAAAACAAAGAACAAAAAAACCUUAACAAUUGCAAUGAUUGUUGCUGGCAUAUUAGUGUGUUUAACCCCUAAAUUUAGAUGUUUUAUAUCAAUCUAAAGAGUGGCCAUCGGUUUUUCUUUACCAUUCAUUUAAAAUCAAAUCUGACAUGUAUAUUCCCGGCUUAAUGAUUUUUUCACAUGUCACUGCACAGUAUUGCAUUGUCACAAAUUUUCUCAUAGGGACAGAAACUUUAUAACAGAUGGCAUUCCUAAAGUAGUUAUAUUUCUGAAAGAGGAAAGUAUACUAAUAUUUGCAUUAGAUGACAUUACCGUAGUAAACCUCAAAAAAUACAUUGUGAUAUUUUUCAUGAUUGUGUAUAUUUCUUUAUGGACUCACUAUAAUGUCUCCCUUUUUUUUUUUUCUUCCUGAAGAUGAAAAAGGGAAAAAAAAUUAUAAUUAUGGUUAAAAAUACUAAGUAGGAUAUGUUUCUUGAAAGUAAACACUACUAUAGAGAACUUUUAUUGAAGAAUUCCUAAUUUUUUGGGAAUAUGUACUCCCACUAUUGUCCACAUAUUGGAAAGAUAUGGCUUAAUUUCUUGAUCAUAAUUAUAUGAUAUAGACUAAUCUUAGUUCUAAUCAUAGUGUUGUAGUAGAUAAUUUACUGCAAACCAAUUAGUUUGAAUGACUAUCUGUUCCUGUCCAAAUUAAAGAUAAUAAAGUUGCGUGCACGCAGAAGUAAAUUCACACUGAGACACAAAGUUCAGGGUAAUGAAAGAACUUCGGAGAAGUUUAAUGGCUUCUGACAGAAAAUGGGUGCGCAGACCCUUUUAAAGGCAUUAUUACAUCAUUGAAGAAAAUCAAGAUAUAGACAAAUAGACAUUGUUAAUUGGCUUAGGUGCUAAGAUGUUAGUAAAAUGCCCUCCCCAUUCUUAGGUCACUAUCCACGUAAUUUUUAACUCCUCCAGGUUUUAGCGCCAUUUUGCUAACAUGAGGAGCUCACUCGACGGGAGGGGCCUUUUGGCAGCUAUCCAUUUAGAGCGUAGCUGGCACUUGUUAGUUUCUCAAGGUUAGGUUUCAAGGCUUUUAGUAAAUACACAUUUUAUCAAAGCUAUUUCUUGCUGACAUGCAAAUUCUAUGUUCUAUAGACAAGGCUUUCUUGUAAAACUAUGGGGGCCUCUUAGAGGUAUAGCAAGAGGAUUUAAAGGGGCCUUACAGAUUUAUAGAGGCCUAAUAAUUCUACAACAGUGUUAUUAUAAUAUAUUGGCCAAUUCUAGUUCUGCAUUGAGACCCAAAGGGAUCAAGGUCUUUAAAUUAUAAAUCCAGAACAUUUCCCGGUAUGUCAGGGUUUUACUUAAUUCACCUCCUCUCCAUGGUAUUGUUACCUUUUCGAUACCACAAUAUAGGAGAAGUGUUUGGGUCUCCAUUGUGGUGUGUUCUAAAAUGGUUGGAGAGGGAGUGUUUCUCAAAACCCCUUUUGAUGUUAUAAACAUGUUCUUAGUCUAAUUUUGAGUGUUCUUUUGGUUUGUCCCACGUAUUGGAGGCCACAAGGGCACUCCAACAAAUAGAUGACCUGUUUAGUGUUACAUGUGAUACAGUCCUUGAUAUCAAAUAUUUAUUUUGUAACUGAGGACUGGAAAGUGGUGUGAUUUUUCCCUUUGGAACUUAAUUUGCAUAUAUUGCAGUUUCCACAUUUGUAAAACCCUUUUUGGCCAGUUAAAAAAUGGUGAGGUCCUGUUGGCUUAUUACAACUAUGUACCAGCCUAUUUUGCAGUGUUGGAGCCCCCCUAAAGAUUACCAUCGGUUGUAUAGGUAAGAGCGCAGCCAAAACAGGGUCUUGCCGACAUGAAAUACUAUAAACCUUAUUUUUACCAUGUAAAAAAAUUUUUUAGAGGCUGUUUGUACAAUUUUUAUAAAAUGUGCAUGCUGCCAGAAUCAUUUUAUUUUCUAUUUUUUUGUGUGUAUUAUUGCACAUUCAUUGUAUGUCAUGUGGCGCUAGCUUAGCUCGCAUAAUGUAUAAUCAUUUUUUAUUUAUUUUCUUUUUCCAUAGAGCAGGUCCACAAUGAAUGUUUACAGCUCGUCGGUUGCCAGCAGAGGAAUCAUACAUUCUAACAGGGCUCGGGCCUUCGCCAAUUGUCAAUCCGGAAUUGGCUUUAGGCCACUACACAAACCACAGUGGCUCUCGGUUUCCAAAAAGGUAAACAUUUUAUUUUCUUCCAGAUGUUAUUCCUUUUGUGUAACUGGAUCACCCACUGCACUUUAUAAUUGCACUAAUUGUGUGAUCUUUGUUCAGUGCUGCGCAACAUCUAUCUGUCUAUCUUUACAAUGAAACUCUAGUAUAUUUUAUAUGGGUUCAUGUGCAAUAGAAAUUUCUAUGGAGACACUGAGCAUUUAUUAUUAGUAUAAUACAAAGAUUUUCUAUUGAGUGUGUUUAUCUUCAUCUUUGUUUUCAAGCUUUUUUUCCCCUUUGUCUGAUUUUUUUUAGUAUCAGGAAAAUUGCCUUGCUGCCAGAGAACUCUUCUCAAGCUUCUGUUCCUCGCCGUUAUGCCUCCAGACCCAGGUCUUACCAUAUUUAGCGAUGCUCACAAAUCCAUUAAGAAAUCAAGGUAAUGCACAUGUGUCAGAGAACUAACCUCCGCUUAACUACGAUAAAGAAAGUUAUUUAAAUACCUUUUUAAAAUAACAAUUUAUAUAGUUUAAAAUUUUACACAAGUGUAUGUUUUUAUAAAAGCGACUGUACUCUUUUUAAAUUGUUUCUCCCUGUCUUUCAGCUCAAAUCUCAUUUAUUCAAGAUGUUGGUCGACUUCCCCUAAAGAAACAUUUUGUAAGGUAAUUUGUUUGGAUAUUCUAUGGGGUUUAUUCACUAAGUAGGUAAUGUUAAAUUAUACAUUUGUAAUGGUGAGUGACUGACAACUGAAUUGCAACAUUUAUUCCUAAUUGCAUGAGAUCACUCUUUCAUAUCAGUGAAUUCCAAGGAACCUUAUGUCCAUGGUACCAAUUUCAUACAAUAAGUUCUCACUGUGAUGGCCUGACAGCAACUUCAGGCCCUCUGCAUCAGUGGUUGCUGUCCGAAAAGUGAUUAACCGUCAGAUUAUUGAGUAUAAACUGCAUGUGCCUUUUUACGUUCUACUCUGAUCAUAGAAAACUGUAAAAAAAAAAUAAUGCUUUAACAAUGUGUGUUGCAUUGCACCCAGGACCAGGAGUGUCCCUUUUAUUAAAAAAAAAUGUAAGGAAAGAACAAUACAAAAUGCAUGUAAAACUCUGUAGUAUAAGAUUAAUCCGGUAGCAUUUAGAAAAGAAAGAAACGAAAAAAAUUAGGUGAUGUUACUGGUGUGAACAAAGUUCUCAUGUUUCCAAGUUAAAGCAGGGCAUCUCUACUAGUGCUACAUGUCCAACGGGAUGUACUGACAUAUAUUCUCUUCUAGAAUGAAGCUUGAAGCUCUUACUGAUAAGGACACAGGGGUCCCAGAUGCUGAGAGCGGCGAAGAAGACGAUCAUACUGACUUACACACUGGGAAAGAAAGGAAUGAACUUUCCAGGUCAAUCUCUAUUAAUGAACAACAUGCAUCUCUGCCAUCUAGUCAGGGAGGAGAAAGUGAACUGUCAUGCAGCCAGCCCCAGCCUGUUGCAGCCCAAGUUGUUAUGGAGGAUGACGAACUCAAGAUAGAGGAAUACGAGAGUGACUGAGAUCUAUCAAAUACAAGAUUCCUGCUGUGUUCUAACAGAGCAUAAAUCUGUUUCACAAUGCCUACAAUGUAACACGCCCAAAACCAGUGUGUAAGGAUGUCCGAUUUUAUGCUCAAGUUGUACAUUGUUGUUUAUUAUUUGGAUACAGAACCUGGACUUAUCAAGACCCAGUUUGUAUAGUCAAACCGUAUCUGCAUUUUUUGGUUUUUAAUAUUUUUUUUAUUUUAUUUUUUUCCUUUGAGAAAUUUCCAUUUGGAUGAGAACUGCUGUGUCCAAGCUGCAUAACUGCACACUUGUUGUUAGUACAAGCUGGGUCAAAUAAGAUGUGAAUUCUGAUUUAUGUGAAUUUCUCCACUGAACUAUUUAAGUAUGUAAAUUAAAACACCUUAUUUUUUUUUGUUCCUACCUUGUUCCUAGUUGUUUUCAGUUCUAGUGGUGGACGUGUAUAUAUAAUAAGUAGAGUCCAAAUUUUAAUGCAUUUGAAUUGUUAAAGAUAUUGUUUACUUGAAUACCAAAUGUUCCGUACUGGCUGUUUCAUAGCAGGGCAUGGGGUAUAUAAAAAUGUAAUGUGUAAAUAGGACACAUCCUCCAUCUGUUCCAGUAUGGUAGCAUGAGAUUAAUGUUCUGACAACCUCCAACUUACACUAAGCUCCUAUGAAAUGACAGCACUUGAAAUCACAGAGGUUCUGUUUAUGAUGCUGUCAGAACACAAACCCACUAUACAGCUGGAAUGCUUUAGGAGACGAGAGCACUAGCCCCAGAUACAAGAUUUCUAUGACAGCCAUGCACAGGGAGCAGUUGAUGGGGCCCCAAGCACAAAGCAAGACAUGGAGGGACUGAAGUCCAUGCCCUGACGCUUUAAAGAGAUACUAUUGGCACCAAAACAAUUUUGGCUUAAUAAGCAGUUUUUUGUGUGUAUAUAUCAUGCCCCUGCAGUCCCGCUGCUCAAUUCUGUCCUUUUUAGGAGUUAAAUCCCUUUUUAUUUCUUACCAUGCUGCCCUAGCCAUUCCUGCCCUGGCUGUGCUCACACAGCCUGCUUGAAAAAAAUGGUUUACUUUUCAAUCAGAUCUUAACAUUUUCAUCACACAUAAGAGGCUUCUGCCAGGUCUAGAAGGCUAGUAACAGAGCAGGAGAAUUUCUAAAUUAAACAGGAUGUGCAGUAAAGGAAGUUUAAACAUUAGAUCUCUCUUUAUAGGAAGUGUUUAGGAAGGCUGUGCGGAUCACAUGCAAGGGAGGUGUGACUAGGGAUACAUAAACAAAGUGAUUUAACUCUUAAAUGGCAGAGAAUUGAGCUGUGAGACUGCAUGAGCAUUAUAUAUAUACCUAUACACCAAAACUGCUUCAUUAAGCUAAAGGUGCUUUGGUGAUUAUAAUAUCCCUAAAAGGUUCAAGGCAGAGACUAGCCACCAUGUCCACAGAACUUGCCUCCCUCACAGACUGUUAUAAGGCCUUGGAAAACAGGGUUUAUGCCUUCCAUGAUGCAUAGACAUAUUUACAAGAUCAGACUGAUAUUUUGUCUCCCUUUAAACAAUUGUAAGAUGUCGUGAAGGACUUUGGCAAUACGUCCAAGACCAGUAAUUUACGCGUUCAAUUUCUCAUGGAAUUGGUUAUGUUGCAUGACGAGGCCCUUGUAAUGGAUAUAGUCUGCCGUAAGCCGGCAUUCUCAUAAAGCACCACGAUAUAACCAAAUAAGCGAUCCUAGCCACAGUUUAUGAGCAACCUGUUUACUCUGAUUUAGGCCCUCCUCUUUUUCAAAAAUUUAAAGCUCUUAAAGGACCACUAAAAUCACCUAGAUCACUUAGUAUCCAUAUACGUACAAUGUUCUUUUUUUAUUGGGUUUUCAAAAUAAUAAAGCAGAUAAACAGUAAUUAAAUGCAUAUUAACAGCAGCCAAAAUAAUCUCGGAACAAGAGCAUAGUACAGAAAUGUAACAACAAAAUUAAAAAUAUUGAGAAACUUGAAUUUUUUUAAAUCCAAAGGGAGGUGAACAGAAGGUAACCUAUAGUUCUGAAAAAACUAUUGUUAUUUCUGGGACUAUAAAUUAAAUUUAAGGCAUUUACACAUUUACUUAAAGCUAGAAAAGUUCAAUUUACAGUUACUUUAUGCUGUAAUUUGGUCUAUUUUAGAAAGAUAAAAAGUGCUAUGUGUACUGGCAGACAUCCUCGUUCUCUCUAGCGAGAAGCCUGCCGAUGGCUUACUGCCUUCAUUGCAAAGGGCCUACUCCGAUCAUCUUCCAAAAAGAAGAUGCUUAUUCCUUUGGCAUUUCUGAGCCUUCUCUGCGCUCCUGUGGGGUGUCACUGUGGGUGUUGGGGCGGGAUUAGAAGGGGAGAGCUUGCAAAUGCUGUAGACAAGAGAUAUACAGCUUUUGCAAACUGUUUUGGACACCUGGCAUUAUGCACAGUUAAAAGGAAACUGAUAGACAUUGACAUUAAUUAAUUUAAUUGGAUAUAAAAAAAAAGUAAGUAAAAAAAAAGAUAAUUUCAUGGUUCCUGUAGCUGGUCUCCGUAAGAGGUUCCAUCAGUCAGAAGCCUAUCAUUCUUGUCUGAGUUCCUCUUAUCCCAUAAACUCCUGUCUAGCCACCACUCCCAUUAAUCACAUAUGAUGAGUUAAACUGUUUAGUAAAGUGAUAGCAACCAUGCAGCAGCAGCUAUAAAUUUACAAAUGGUCCAUUUCAAUGUUCUGUGAUCGAGGCUGUGUGCAGUUUUAAGAAACUCUCAACAGGCAGAGUAGAAACAGGAUAUUCUGUGCACCAUAACCUGUGUAAUUCUGCUAAGUUGUUCACGUAUCGUUUGGGUCAGGGCUUUAACGGAAGUCCACAAAUAACCACAUUCCAUGAAAGCGUAGAGAUGCCCUAACAUUUUUUGAAAGUGGAUUCAAAAUGCAAGCGCGCCUCUUUUUUAGGGGAAAACUUGGGCCAGUGAAGCGUGGAGUGUUACUUACUUGGUCCUCGUACUGGUCAAGAGACUUUCAAGAAAAUUUCAGAGAAAAGAACCUGCUCACCUCUGGAGCAAGAUCUUAAAAGGGAAAUGGAGGCGUCACGUCACUUCCGGCUCUAAUUUGUCCACCUCGGUUCGUUGUCCCCACUCACGUACGAUUUGGGGUUGCAGCCAUGAUCAAAUAAUACAUAAUGGUAGUCAAAGUCCUCUGGCCCUAUUUACUGUGUCCUAUCAUGGUUUCUGUUCCUAUAUUAACCUUUAGAGCGGUCCUUGAUACAGUGUGACGUUUCUGGUAUUGACAUUGGCAAGGGUUACAGUUCCUAUGUAAGCCUUUUCUGACUUGUUCACCUGUUUGAUAUACUGUAUAGCUGACUCCGGCAAGUUCUCGUUUUCACCUAGACUUGUAUUUCACCAUGUUUACUCUCUAUAUUAAGUUGUCUUAUAAUAAGUUCAUUUUCAGUCCAGUUUAUCACUGUUAACCUAGACUCUGUGUGUUGUGUUUAUACCUCGUGACAUACAGAUCUCCUGACUUACUACCCUGUAUCUGUUGCUGGGAAGUAGUGGGAACCAUCCUACAUAUUUGGUGGUCUUGUUCAGUUCCAUAUUGGAAACAAAUUAAUUCAAAGUUAAAGGAGAUUGUUGAUACAAAUUUCCCAUUUAAACCACCGAGGAUGCAUCUUACAAAAACUCUAAUGACCCUAUAUAAAAAAAAUAUAUUUUAUAAAUGUCAAACUCUAAAUCCUUUAUACCUGUGAUGUGGAGAAAGACAGAUGCCCAUUAUCCAGCAGUGGUUUGGGAAGGUGGAGGAGCUCCAUUAUAUGGAACCUCGGAUUGUGAAGCUGACAGGUGUCAGCAGACCUCCACUCCAUGGGUUUCUAUGCAGACUGAAAAAGUCUGGUGCCAGAUGAUACGCAUCUCGGAGCGUGUGUUUAUUAUUGAUUUUAUUUAUUUUAUAUAGUUGUUACUAUCGUUAAAGAAUUGUUUUUUCAUUAUUUGUUAAUAAAUCUUUGAUGAAAUCAACACCUACUUGUGAUUCCUUCCUGGGAACUACACCCUGGGUUCCUAAGGGGGCAUGGUCACCCUAUAUCUGACAAUAAAUCUACAAACUUGGAGUCAGCCAUUUAUGAGCUCCUAACUAAAGUGAGCAAGAAUUUAUUGGAGAUAUUUGUUUGAAGUGGUUUUUUGUUUGUUUAUUUUGGCAUUUUCUGACUUUAUAUUUUUUUGCAACUAUUGCAUUACAGGGAAAUUAUCUAUGUAAUUUUGCAUUUAAUCUGGCAACCCAUUUUUCAUCAAAGUGUGGAAAUUUACCAAAAUAAAAUUCACACCUCUGCAUUACAAAUAUCCUCACAUUACCUUUUGAAAUCUUGUUGUGUCCCUCCUACAAUCUUUUUUUAUAUUCUUUAUUUUUGAAUCAAGCCACAUGAGUAUGAUCACACUACAGAACUGAAAUGAAAACGUUAUCACAGAAUGUAAAUGAAGUGGUACAUUCAUACUGAAGGGUGUCAUUUGCAUAGCAGUAGUGACUUGAAGUUUUUAUGUUCGUGGAAGAUUAGCAGAGACGCUAAAGGACCAUUCUAGGCACCCAGACCACUUCAGCUUAAUGAAGUGGUCUGGGUGCCAGGUCCAGCUAGGGUUAACCCAUUUUUUUUUUUAUAAACAUAGCAGUUUCAGAGAAACUGCUAUGUUUAUGAAUGGGUUAAGCCUUCCCCCAUUCCCUCUAGCGGCUGUCUCACUGACAGCCGCUAGAGGCGCUUGCGUGCUUCUCACUGAUUUUCACAGUGAGAGCACGCCAGCGUCCAUAGGAAAGCAUUGAUAAUGCUUUCCUAUGUGACCGGCUGAAUGCGCGCGCAGCUCUUGCCACGCGUGUGCAUUCAGCCGACGGGGAGGAGAGCUCUCCGCCCAGCGCUGGAAAAAGGUAAGUUUUUACCCCUUUCCCCCUUCCAGAACCGGGUGGGAGGGGGACCCUGAGAGUAUGUUUUCCUGGCACUAUAGUGGUCCUUUAACAAAGCACAUGUUUUGUGUUUACGGGGUUAAUAGAUUUUCCUUCCCAGUAAUGUUGACGCGGGGUUUUCUCUGAUGUUGGAGUUCCUCAUACAAAGUGCAAGGAUGUCCAGCUUCUACUCCAGGAGUCAAAUUCUGUGAAACUCAAGGCAGCUCCUCUAGUGGAUGUCUUAUAGACAGACACUAGAGGCAGUCUUAGUACUGUACUCUAAACAUUGCAGUUUCUCUAAAAUAAAUUUUUAAAAAUGAGCUGAAGUGGUUUUGGUGCCUAUAGUGCCAUUUAAAACACAGCCUUUUUUUUUUUUUUUUUGGUUGCUAUAAUCCUUUAAUCCAAUUGUAUUGUAAAAUCUUCAGAACAGUGAAGCUACAUUUAGGGAAAUAAUGGAAUCUUGAAUUUUGGACUCACGGUUUAUUCUGAUAUCCCAGAACCAUUGCCUGGCUGUGUAUAGAUAGCAGUGUACCUCCAGCCAGGUUACCUCCCUGUAUUCACCUGCAAGAGAGUCUGGGUCCCACCCCAUGUGACAGAGGACAGGCCACGUGUGUCUGGGAGGAGGGGACAGACCUGGAGAGCACUGGGGACUCUGUGCUGUUUCCUCUCAUGAUCUGACCCAGGCAGGACCUACCUCCCCCUGCCCUGCCGGUAAGUAGCACAAGAUUCCUGGCUGUCAAUGGCUGGGGAUUUCCUACACUGGUUCCUGGUCACAGUCUAUUCAUCUUAAUAUUAGUUUCUUCUUAAAAAGUUUUUGGGAUUUUUUCUUAAUGGACUUUAUGUGAUGGUCUGCUAUGGGGAACACAUUGUUACCCGGCUGUGAGCCCUGUGUAGUAGGCAGUGCCUGGUUUCUGCUUUCCCCGGGUGUCUGUACACAAUGCUGAGGAUUCCAAUCACCCCCUGUCCUCCCCCACAGGGUGUGUGUCUUGUAUUUCCUCCAGAGUCAACAUCGCUGCUACAUUGUUUCUCUCACAAUUCUGGGUGUGAGAUCACGUGACUCUGUGCAUUACUGAAAGUAAAAUAAAUUAAAAUAAUACAUUACUGUGCCAUUUCCAGCUCCUGGGAGCCAGGUUUUAGAGAAAUUUCUAUCCUACUUUUAUAUCUAACCCAUCAGUGCCCACACAGCUUUCUUAGCCCUCUGGUUCUGAAGAGGUUAAAUGAAUGUGUGUGUAUUGCACCAGCUGCUGGGAUUGGGGUACAUGAUGUUUUCCAGGAGAUAAAGCUAUGUGUGAGGUGUCAGCCUUUGUAUUGGGGUGCCAGUUACAGCAUGCUUAUCAUUGUACUGUACAGUUCUUCAUGCUGAUGGGCAGCAUAGGAAAAGUGAUGCCCAAGUGCCCUGCAUUUUGCAGCAUUAAUAACCUGCAUAGGGAAAUCAAUGAAUGAUCAAUGCUGUCAAUUUAAAAUGUAUUCUUGGCCAUUUCAUUUCCUGUCAUCUACAACUGGGCAGCAUUUUUCCUGCACAACCUGACUGUAAGGAAGAAAUGUGAUGUGUCCAGGAAAAAAAAAGGAUGUUACAAAUGUGCAGAGUUUAGAGGGUUGUUAUUUGGGACAUUCCACAUGUAAAUGAGUUUAAUUAAUUAGUCCCAGAGGCAGGUGGAGGCAAAAUGCAAUCUACUGUAGCCCAUGGCAAGCUUUUUGAAGAAUGUUUACAAGUAAAUCUAGUAAACGUUUCUUUAUCUUCCCCCACAAUUGUAAAAUUGUAUUAUUCCUAUUAUAAGUAUAAUUAUUUGUAAUACAUGAAAAAAUAAGAACAUUCAGCUGGCUAGUACCAGCUUUUCAUAAAUUCUAAAAUUUUGUUAAAUUGGAGAUUGUGACAAGAUUGGAUGCCACAAAUGUUUAACAAGACCUGUUCAAAUUCUAUGUUUGUAAUAUGAGUGAGGUAUAAAGGGAGUGACAAAUCGCCAGUUUAUGGGGGACACUUAAAGUGGAUAUUCUCUAAAAACACAAAAUUGUAGUGAAAUGAAAACCAAACUGCAAAUUAGACUAAAAUAGUCUACCUCGGUCUUUUCAUAGGUUUUAAAUUGUUAACUCUUAUCAAAUAAAAUCAGCUAUUUUUACCUACACUUUGCAGUUUGCUUAUUAGUAUAUUAGAAUUUAAUGAAUUAAACUACUUAGAUUCUUAGAAUGUCUGAGUUUUAUUGAGUGAGGCUUGAAGGUGCAAAGAUUGAGCAGCUCCAGGUGUCCUCAUAAUGAAGAAGGAAUCUCCCUUCUGAAGACCAACAAUGCAAAACCAGAACAGAUUGUGUUAGUUACAUUGUCUGCUUUGAAAUUGAUUUUGUGUUCAAUUUGUCACACACAAACACACACUUUCACUCCCCUGCAAGUGUUUAGAAAGGGGCUUGUUGAAUGACCACGUGCAUAAUUCGAAUUACUGUAUAGUAUCUGUUAAAAUUUAUUUUCUAAAACAACCCUCAAUCACCAAUGUGUUAGAAUGGUAGGGUAGAUACCUAUUUUAACUGUGACAUUUACCACUGCAGAUAGAGAGUUAAAUGCUAAUGCUCCCUUUUACAUCAGCCAGGGAAGUCUAGUAUAACCGGGCCAGUCAGUCUACAAAUAAACCUGCUUCUUACAGUGACAAUUAUUACCUUGGCUUCUCUGAACCUCAUAUACCGCUAAUCUGCAGAUGUGGAAACUGAAAUCACUUAAUAGUUACGUAGCUACAAAGAAACAUGGUCCGUCAAGUUCAACCUUUCUCACACCUGUUUCUGAUGCUGAUCCAAAAGAAGGCCAAACAAGAGCGCAACAAACUAGGUAAAAAUAACCUCCUUCUUGACUCCAGAAUGGCAGUCCGAUUUUUUUUUUUUUUUUUUCUUGGAUCAAGCAGCUGUUACCCCACUAAUUUAAAAAUUGUAUCGCUGAAUAGUAUCUUUUAAAAGGAGUAUAGCAACUAAUUCUGCUGGUCAACCUCUACCUCCGCUUUAAAAAGCCUCCAUUUGCCGCUACAAAUAUAAAGGUAGGGAUAGAUACCCCAUAUUACCUAAGCCAAGCAAGUCCAGUAUAAGUGGGCCGGUCAGCCUACAGAUAUAUUAUAGUGACAACUAUUACCUUGGCUUCUGUAAGCCUGCCGUACCACUAAUCUGCAGUCAAGCCCCCUCAAGAAACCAUGCAUUCGCUAAAAGUGAAUCAACUGUGCUACCGCAUGAAUUAAAAAUAAAUAAAUGAAAUAUAUUGGUGAGUGUCUAAUAAUUACAUGAUGUAAAAUCAGACAUUCAUAUAAGAUCCCAAAAUCCAAGGGGUGACAGUCAACUUGUCCAUGUUGCCACCCUAGGCAUGCCAUGGCUAUGCAGAAGUUGGGUUGACUGUAUGCUUGCAGCAGUAGCUGGUAAAAAGUGGAUCCAUGGUGUAACAACCUGUUCCUUCUCUGCCAGGCACCGCUUCUUCACCUUCUAGUCCAAUCCAAAUGGAUCAUAGGGGACUAGAAGCGCAUGUACAGUGAGUGCAGAUCUCGACCAAUCAGAUGCUUCUCAUAUGGAAACAUUGAAUCCGAAGAUUCUUCAUGAGCAGCAUUUAAUGGCAUUUGCUAGAGGGUGUAAAUGAUUUGUAUAUGGCAAAACCGUUAUAGGGUAUUCUCUCAGUUCCCGAAGUGUAUAUUUGGAGAAAAUUAUUUUUAUAAAUAAUUUUUAUUUUUUUACGAGCUUAGCAGUAGGAGCAUAAGGAAAAUCGGCACUUUUUUUAAAUUUUUUUUUUAUAUUAGUAACAUUAGCAUAGAAUAGUAGCAUUAAAGGUAGGAUUAAGUUUUGCAUGCAAACGGAACAUUAUUAAGACAAACAGGCUGGGUUCAUACGUCUAGAGUGAGUAGGUUCAACUAAAUGAAUAUAGCAAUGUUGCAAGAUUUUCUAGACAUACCGGUAUAUGUUGGUAGCAUAAGACUAUCAAUUCAAACAGGGUAAGCAAGACACAAAGCACACAACAUUUUAUGAUUUCUCAUGUCACUUGAGUGAUGUGGGGAGUAGGUGCAGGAGAUGCAUUAAUGAUAGACUUGCGCUGCCUUAUGCGAAAUUGACUUUCGCAAAAGUACAGGUGGCGCCACUGGACAUCAACAUCAUCUGAGGGACAGUGUAGGAAAACGUGGGAAAGCGUUGCUGGCGACUGUCCACGAGGAGGUGGGGCGCAGUGGCCCCUGAGGCAACAAAGCUUAACAGUCAGACAAUUCCUCUCAUAUAGUGGGCACUGCCUGUCUAGUAGUAAUGGCACAAGUCCCGCACAGCUGAAUCCUGCUGUCCCAAGGUUGCAACACAGUCCAUGGCGCCAUACCAAGGAGUUUUCACGUUCCCUUGUGGGCAGUAGUGAUCUUCUGAGGGUGUGGGUUGCGCUUGGUGAGGCAUCCCCUCUUGAUCUGCGGCCCGGGAAGGUAGCAGUCCAUAGCAGGAAUAAGCCUCCAUUGCCGCUCUGUCCGUCGGGGUACCAGCCUCUUUGCCGCCAUUUUUAGUGCUGCAUUUGCACUGUGCCCAGCGGACAUAUGCGUGUUGUUGGUGUAGGCGAGAUCCUGUUGAACUGCUAGUGUGUCUUCUGUUCGCACUGCACGUCGCUUGAUCCUGUGCCAAAGUUGUACCAACAGUCUCUCAAGGGCCUGGCAAAUCCGUUCCUCCAUUGCGUCCCAUAGGGUGGAUAAAUGAGUGGCAGAGGGCUCUCCAGCGGCGGCCAUCUUGCCGUGCUGUUUGCAGGUGGAUAGCUCCACAGUUUCUGCUGGCUCCAGGGCAUAUGAGUAUGUUGGCACCUCUGUGUGGAUCGGGAUAACCCCCAUUGAUCCAAGGGGGGAGGGUAGGAGCUCGGCAGAUCUGCUCCAUUGCUCGUGGAGCGAGGAGUACGGCCUCCUCUCCCCGGCUCCCAUGCCUAUAGGCCGCAUGUUGUGGUGCUGGCUCCCUGCAUCCCGUAGCUUUGCGUAGGGUAUCCCCAGAAUCGUCGGUUUACUCCCCCACUGCAUGGAGUGCAUGUUGGGGUGGUUUCAGGCUUCAGGUCUGGGGUUAGCUUCGUUUUUGUGAAUGUCACUGUGGGAGCUCUCUCGGCAUGCGUCCGUUUGGCUCGGCUGCUAAGUUCCGCCCCCUAUUUAGGACAUAUUGAGAUAGUUUGUAGGCAAAAUUUCAUAGGUAAUUCCCUACUUCGUGGAAUAAUAAAUGGCUGCUGGCAGACUCCUGGUGUCUUAUCCUUCCCAAAAUAGAUCUUCAUCUUUAUGGUUAAUUCCACAAAUAGCUGUCUAAUUUAACAGAACACUCUGAUACAUAACCACUGCAUAACAUUGUCAAGCUUAUGGUGCACUGAGUCUUUGGGCACUGUCCUCCCUAUUUUCUGUGAAACACUUUUCAACUGUAUUGGCCAAAAGAUAGGGAUCUCCCAGCACCCAUUGCUUAGCCCCUCAAAAACCAUUGAGAUUGAGAUAAUGCAGAAAAUUCACAUCUGUGCCAUUUGUCCAAAGCUUUUCUACCUUAGACUGCAGAGAUGGGGGGUGUAUUCUCAAAAGAAUGCAUUGCACCUAAAUAUUUCUAGCACCAUAAUCACUACACGUGCUUUGCUGGUUAUCCUGCUUAGAGUUGCCCCUUUAACGCACAUAUUCCAGAAACACAAAAGCAGAGCAAAUAUAUAUAUUCUCAAAAAAAUGACAAAUGCUAUAACUAUAUAUUGGUCACUGCCUUAAAAUAGGGGUUCUGGUGCAAAGACACUGUCCCUAGAAAAUCUGCAAAGUAAACACUGCCUUUUCUGAGAAUUAUAACAUUAUGUUCUAACUCCUCCUCUCUUGGCUGUCACUCAGACAGCCACUAGAGGCUUUUCCUGGUGUUUGUAGUCUUUACACUCGUACGCUGCGUAAAGAUAACAAUCCUGCCUCAAAGAGAUGCUUUGAGCCAGUGUAUCUCUACGAAGAGAUGCUUACUGGCACAGUGUGGCGAUUGUUGCGUUUAUGCACUUGCCCCCUAAUACAUUCCUAUGGUGAAUCAUUGGAUUGGCUGAAAUCAUCUGUAAUGAUAUUUCAGCCUCGGGAGGAAUGACGGCAGCAGAGAGACCUACGUGCUAGGGGGACUAAAGGUAAGUAACUCUCAUUUAUGGACAUGAUGGCUUUUAACCUAAAUAGUUAGGACAACACUACAAUGUUAGGAAUACAUGUUUUAGAGUGUUCCUUUAAAUCUCUAUACAAAUAUAUAUCUCCUUAAGUGGACACUCAAAGUACCAUAACAACAUAUUCCCUCCCCCCCACUAGUCACAGAUGUCACAGGCCAUAUAGGUUCUACCUGCAGACCUCACAGUGUCCUAUUGGUUUUUUACGUGCCCAGCCAAGGCUACUACAGUGUCAUUUUGGAAAAAAACAUAGAGAUGUCACGACGAAUUUAUCAUCAACUGUAUUUAUUCAGUAGACUAGUGAUUACAAUGUAAAUUCUUAGUAAAUAACUCCCUACGUCUCAUUUAUCAAAUAGAUCACGUAAUGUAUAUGUUUUUAAUCCUGUAUAAAAAAAUAAGUAAUUUCCUGGAAUCUGACCAAUUCUUUGUGUUUACAGAGAGACGUGUUUGUUACUUUCUUCAAUGGCAAUGAGUGAUUCACUGGCCGCGGAACAUUACCUGGAGAUGGAGGAGGAAGACUUUAUGGCAGGGGGGGAUUUGGGAGAGGGUUUUGGAAGAAAGCCAGGAGGUCUCUACGAACCACCUGGGGAACAAGCAGAGCAGACAUUUAAACUGAGAAAAGGAUCUGAUAUUCGGGGCCAUUACCACGUACUUAAGAAGGGAGAUGAUGCUGUUACAUCAAAUUAUCAACUUGUCAAAAAUCGUGCUCCAGAAGAAAGGGGCGUCUUUAAAAAUGGGAUAGAAGGCAGCUACAGCAGGUGCAGACAAAAUAGCAUAGGUAAGAUGCCAUAUUUACUAUGAUGCUGAAGUUAGCUUAUCAUUCAGACCGAGUCUUAUUCGCAGGCUGACGUUCGCUUCUUAUUUGGUCACCUUAUUCAGUAAUAGAAGUACAUUUCUUACUCAUCUUGCUUGAUUUUAAACAAUAUUCAUAUUCAAGCCACAUUUCUACACAUUUCUGGUAUAAUAAUAAAUAGUGAAAACCAUACAAAGAAUAAUACAUUUUAUUAGUUACACAAAUUAAGUUGAGUCAAUCAAGGUGACUCUUGUAAAGUAGUAAACUCCACAAUGACAUCUAAAUAACAUUUUAAAUCCAUCUUGUACAUGCUGGCAUUGAUCUGUCUAAAUUGGACACCCCUCUUCGUCAUACAAGAACAUUUAACCUGAGCAACACCACAUUUCAUAUCAAAAACUGUAAACAAAGUGGCACCAUCAACUCUGAAUAAGUAACCAAGGUUUUCCUAUAUGCAACCCUUCUUGGCUCACCCAAAAUUCCAUAGAUUUUAAUACACUGAGCACUGUCAUCCAACAACAUUUAGUCUGAGCUACACCAAAUUAGGUAUCAAAAGUUGGCACAAAUGUGGCCUCUUAAUUUCUGUAACUAAUAACAGUUUUUUUAAUUUUUUUAUUGUUUUUACUACUUAUUAUUAUAUCAGAAAUGUGUAGACAUAUAACUUGAAUAUGAAUGUUGUUUUAAUCAAGUUAUAUUUACACUGCAGAGUUUGAUAUUUACAUACAUUUUUAAUGAAUAAAAUUCAUGUUUGAAUAAGAAGAUAGAUGAAUAAGACUUCAGCCUGCGAGUAAGUAAGUUAUUUGCUCUGCAUCCAUUGCCAUAAUUUUUGUUGUAGUAAACAAACUCUGCCCAUGGGAGGAAGCAUAAGGAAUGAGAUGUGCCUCAACAUCAGAGAUAGCUGACCAAGGGGGGAUGAGAGGGGUGGGUUCAUGGCUUUUAUACCCUGAGAUGCAGUGAAAGGACCAUUAAACAUCGGGCAGCCACAGGCGUGUUACAUGUCAUAGGCUGACAUUUCAACUUCUGAACAGCCUCAUUUAAAGGACAUGCAAAGCAUUGUGACAUGCAUUUUACAUUUACAUAACAUUUCUAAUAUUGUGGAAAAUGUAGUCAUACUUACUGAAAUGUACUUUUCUUGGCUUUUCUCCAUGGCAGCAUAUAUCAAUGGGUAGCUCUCCCCUCUUAGCCCAUAGAACGGAAAAUUAGCUGUAAAUUACGUACAUAAUGCUUCUCCUCCCUUUCAUGCCUCGUAUAUGUUCCAAAGUUUCAAACCAAACUAAAAAUUAAAACCUAUAGGAUGGAAUGAAAAUAAAUGAGAGGGAAGCUAUGUGCUGCCAUGGACAAUAAGUAAGGACUGGUAAUUUUGGUAAACACUUUCCAUAUACCUGGUUAACCAAGGCAGGAUAGAAACCUAAACAACUGAAUGGGAACAAAACAGAAAAAAAGACAAAUUCUCAUAAAUCUGCUGCAAAGUAGAAAAUGUACAUUAUCACGCAUGAACCCUUUGACACUUUUCUUGCGGAAUUCUACUUCUUCUGAAACCUGAGCAUCCAAACAGUAAUGGGUUCUGAAUGUGUAACAUGACGAUGCAUUACCUGCUCUGUACACGCUGUUUCCUGAUACAUUUGCCAGAGAUGUCCAGGAGGCCGAUACUGUCUUGGUGGAAAGAGAUUUUAUUCCAGAGUCACCCAAUGUGUUUACAGUGGUGGCUGGUGACAUUUUAAGUUGGUGGGGCGCCAAACUGGACACGUAGGUUUGACUAAACAUUUUUAAUCCUGAAUAGUAAUAUGUCCAUAUAGCUCUAUUGCCUCCAAAAUAUGAGGACGAUCCAAUAUAUAGGGAAUAAACCAUUUAGACAGAUUCCUAUUAAUGAGUUAAAUCUGUUGGCCAGUGUGAGGCUAGAUUCAAAUUACAAAGUGUAAUACAGAACUUAGCUACACAAUGUUUUUUAAAGUAUUCAUUUUAAAAAUGACUUAAAAAUUAUUUUACAGUAAAAUGCAAGAUAGAAUUUUUCUAUCUGAGUUAUAAAAUAUUCUACUGAAGAGAUUCCUCAGGAGAAAAUUGUAUAAUGAAAACAAUUUACUGGUACUCCUCACUUACGAUCCUGUUGUAAAACGAUUUGGUUGGUAAGUGAAGUGUUGAGGGAUUCCCUGCCCUGGUGCACUUACAAUCCCUCUAAUCCCCACAACGGCUUGCACUUAUCCUGGACGUAAGUGUGAACCGUCGUAAAACAGGUAGGUCGUAAAAUGAGGACCACCUGUAAUAAAAUAAAUAAGUAGCCUGUCCAGUGGCCAGGCUAUUCAGCAACAGGCACCUGCUGUACGGUGUCUGCCUGAAUAUUGGGGGUGGGAGAAGGUGCUUGCCUCUAUGAUAUUUUUUUAUUCAAACUUUAUUUAUAUUUCUUUUUUACACAGCAAGAUGAAAAAACGUAGACAAUGACAAAAAUUUUAAAAAAAAGAAGGGAAGGGGAGGGGUCCGCUCCCUAUAGUAUGAGGGAGCGCACCGGCAGGAUUGGAGUCUUUGUGCCGCACCGGCCAUGCUCGGUCCUAACUAAUGGCGGCAGGCACGGCUGUAACAUGAGAUUUGUAGCUUUGCGAGCUGUUUUAGAUUUACCUCCCAUGCAAAAAAUGCAUGCAUGUUUUCAUACCAAAUGGUGCUUUAAAAAAUAAAUAAAAACAUCCUAUUUGGGCAGUGCAGUGUCCCUUUAAUAAAUUGUGUAAUGUAAUAAAGUGGCAAAGAGCGAAUAUUGUAUUUAGCAUGUAUCGUCAACAACAUCUGGAAUGCUAAGGCUGAGUGAGUACCCCUGGCAGAGGCAAUAGGAGGUGGUGGUCUUUCCAACAAGGGCGUGUGUCACUUUCAUGCUUAUAUCUUUUAAUUGCAGGGAUUCAAGGAACUUAGCAGCUAAUUUAUAAAUGCUUUUCUAAUUGUAGGGAAUAAUGCACAAACAAAUCUUGUUCUGGUACCGUCUGUUAACUAAUCCUGUCCUUGGUGUUAAAUUACAGAUGCGAGCUCUGAAAUAUCAAAUGAAGAUCUGCGGCAGCGCCUUCAAGAAUUAACAGAGGUCAGUAUUCUAUCUCCUGCUUAUUAUUACAUCAGUAUUCCCAUACAUAUUCCAAUAACUGUCCUGGUGGGUAUAAAGACAAUAUCUGGAAUUACUGAAUAGAGCAUUCUGAGGGCCUUUUAUGGUCACAAACAUUCAAAUUGCAAAUAUUUCAGAAACGGAUGUAAUGUGUAUGUUUAUAUGUACGUAUGUAUGUAUGUAAAAUUCAAGAUCUUUGAACCUUGUUUGUGUAUGUUUUUUUUGUAGUUUACUUUAAUUUAUUUUUAUAUAUGUGGAAGCAUUUAUUAUAUCAUUAUUAAUUACUUUUCUUGCUUCAUGUUGUUAUUAUUAAAAGAGUAAUAUUGGCCCCAUAGCUGCUUAAUGGCAAUGUAGUGUUUAUAGAGCUAUUAGAUUAUAGUUCUGUACCCGGGCUGUUUAUCAUAUUGUUUCAAAACAGUUCGCUGAAAAUUGGGAUGCCCAAGGUAAUAGCCCCCAUUCACCAGAGUUGCUACAGUUUAAGUUGCACGUCAGUAUGUACAAUAUUAAUUUCAAACAUACUCUGGCGCCAUUCAUUGGCUGAGCGCUGUAACUGAAAUGACAUGUAGUGGUUAAGGUGCCUAAAUAUUGUCAGUAAUUAAGGGUGCGCAAAAGGAAGAUUCACUCCGAUGUUUCAGAUCUACAUCUUGCAUGAUGCUUCCUCAUUCUAAAGGCUAGCAGAGCAUCACAGGACUUGUAGUUCUACAACAUGUGGGGAUCUACCUUUUGGACAUCCAAGCUUUAUUCAUUCUUCUUGUCAAUUUCCUUCAUGACAGGUUGUCUGUCCUUCUGAGCAGUCCCCAUCCAUUAUAGAAAGCCGUUCUGCCACCUUGUGCUGGUUACAUCUCUGUAAAGUUCCAUCCGGUGCAUUAGCAGCUGUAAUCUCUUACCAUUUCGCAAUAUCUUAAUACACAAAAGCUGCAUCCUCAUAUACAUUGUAACUUUUUGUGAUUCUGCUUUGCUGAGUAGCACUUUCUUGUAUUAUUGAUUGAUUAAUGCUUUUAAAUGGAUAUUAUGACUAAGCUGCCCUUGGUUAGUUAAAUGUCCUUGGAUAUUUCUGACUUGUUGAAUUAAUGGACUGUAUUGGCCUGUUUGCUGCACUGUGUAGAGUCUACAUACUAAACACUGAAUUGUGGAGGCUUGAAAAUUCACCUUGCAGUCUCCCUGUUUUCAUUCUCUUUGAGGUUGAAGUUGCUUGAAGGACCUGUUAUACUGUACGUCUGACUGUUCCUGUAUAUGUUUCUUUGUUUUUAUCCCCAAGUCCCUUCUUUCUACACUCUAAGAAGAGGAUUGUAGUAUUCAUGACAUGUAUUGUUGCAAAACUAUCCAAGGAGUUUAACUAUUUUGUUAUAUAACAAACUUCAGAAAUCUGAAACCAGACAAAUUUAAAUGGUUGUCUAGGUAAAUUUUGAUCCAAUUAAAGAAAAGAAAAGCUUGAAAAAAGUUUAAAAGUUGUUCACAUUUUCAGCUACCCCUCGGCGCACUUCUUAGGGAGUCUACUUAGAUCCCCGACACACCUACUGCCACACCACGAUGAGAUAUCUCAUUCUCGAGGGCUGCACCGUUCCUGUGGAACUCACUUCCCUCCUCCGUUAGAUGCUCACCCAGUCUCCACUCCUUCAAAAAAUCAUUAAAAACCCACUUCUUUAUAAAAGCGUAUCAAUUAAACUGUUAAUAUCUCCCGACUGAUUCCUCUUCUGCAACUGUCAUUAGUCUAAUACUAUCCUUACCUUUUUGUGUCAUUUUACCCCACUCCCUCUAGCAUGUAAGCUCAUUGAGCAGGACCCUCAACCCCUCUGUCCCUGUGUGUCCAACUUGUCUGGUUACAAUUACAUGUUUGUUCGUCCACCCAUUGUAAAGCGCUGCGGAAUUUGUUGGCGCUAUAUAAAUAAUAACAUCAUAACAUAGCAUUCUCAUCUGUGGUGACAGAUCUUAUCUCCAGCAGGAGAUUAUGGGAUAAAUAGUUUAUACCCAAAGAAUACCAUACUGUAUUAUUUAAAUACCGUACAUCUGUUUAAUGACAGUAAGCAUCCCUUAUGAUCAAUGACUGUAUAUUUUACCAACUUUUAGCACCUCGAUUUCUUUCUGGUUACUGAUUUUAUUUAUUGCCGGCAUGUCCCAGGUCACAGGUUGAUGCUAAUUUCAAAUUUAAGCUCAUGCUAUUAGUAUUAUGGUCCAGCACCCCAAUGUAAAGAAAUACACUGAUUAAUUAGCAUUUAUAUUGCUGACAGCUAAUUGCAGUCUCCAUAGAUUGUUAAUAAUAAACACCAUGUCCAUUGUAAUUCAUUCAGCCUUAUUGUAUCUAUUCCCUGUAAUCUAAGGAGGUUGAUCUUUUAAGGAUUGAGCUAGAGGCUUCUCAGCGACAACUAGAUGGGAAAGAUGAAGCUCUGAAGAUUUUGCAGAGUAUGGUGAGUGCUCUUGUGAGAUACGUGUUUGACUUUAAAAUUGUAAAUUAGUCUGAUACCUUGUGCUGGAAACAUGUAGUACAUGUGUAGCCCUUGACGGCUACAUUUUAUUUUGUGAGAUAUUAAUAAUUAAAUUCUAAUGUUAUCAUUUCCUGUUUUGUUGUGUUUUUAUUUUUUUUUAUUUUUGUGGAAGGAGAGGAAAGCUAUGAAUUUUCUUCAUGUUACAAUAUUUCGGAAUCCUAUAAAGUGUUCUCAAUAUUCCCCACUCCUUCCUGAAAUGACCUCAGCCCGUACUGCAUUGCAUGCGCGAAAUCCCAACCUUCAUGUAAUCACAACAUGUAUACCCUGUCUGCUGCCUUGAUUAAUGCCUUCGAGAGCUACUUGUUCCUGAGAUCUGACAGAAGAAAAUGGGAUCAAACUAAACAUUAUGAAGUGUUUCUCAUAGGAACACCAUAAGGAGUCUUGGAAAUCUAGACAAAUUAUCUUAUUAUUGAGUACACUCAAUUCUAUGUCAGUGUUCAUUGUUACACAAAUGAAAUAUCCUUAGAUUGAAUCUUCAGAUGUGCUCCAUAAUGUCAAUAUACGCACUAUGGGCAGAUCCCAGGCUAUAAUAAAGAACUGGAGAAGGUUCCGUUUGUUUUUGUUGGUAAAAUGAUGCUGAUAUUUACAUCCACACACUGUACAUCUGACCUCUAAAUAGCAUAAGGUGAAUAAUUUAAUGUUUCAGUUUUCUUGCCAUUUCAAAUUUUUUAACAGAAAAUCCAGCUUGCCAAGAGGAAAAUAUCUAUUUACGUUAUUUUUUAAAACUGAUUUCUGCAAUACAUUUUCCAGGCGACUGUACCACUUUAAUUUCUCAGUUUAAAUCGGUCCCUGUCCUUUAAUCCAUGAAGCAGCUGCGUACGCUGUUAGAAUUAUAGUUAUCAUCGCACUAACGAUAUUGGUAUUGUAUCUGUGUAUCGGUAUAUGUCUGUUUGUACUCAGUAUUUAAGUAUUGAAUACUGAACCGUUAGAAUUUGCUUAUUACGAUUGUUCUCUUGUGUCUAGGCUAUGUAUGACAAAGCGACUAGCCACACAAAAGUUAUGCUUCAAAAAGCAGAGGAGCAGCGAAGAGCUUUAGAAAAGGUAUGAUCUAGCAAUCUCUCUGUAUUAUCUCUGUUAGAACUAGUCUUCUCUGCAUCUGACCUAUUUCAGAAUGACCUGUCUUGUGUCCAUCUCAGAAUUAGCUAGCUCUCGGUUUUCCGCCUACGUCAGAGUUCUCUGGCUGUGCAUUCUAUUUGUCUCUCUGAACUAAUAUAACACAUAAACCGUGUGAAUCUUGCUCUGCUAUCAUGUAACUUGAUGAAUGCAGUGCUUUGCAGUCGUGUCAUAUAAUACACUUUUGUAGAAGUUCCUGAUUAAUAUUGUUAAUGGUCUGCGUGCUCUGCAGAGAAUCAUGUUUCAGUCACUUGCCAGAUGGCAAAACAAAGAUAAAACAUAAAUGUAAUUGAAAAUGACGUUUUAAGUGGGUUUUACUUGAUUUAAUGGCUAUUUACUUUUUUUCUUGUUAAAUACUUUUUUUCCAUCUGUCUGAUAGACAAUACUGUGGGGCUGUCUGACAGCUGCAAAUGUAAGCCACACAGAGCUGCAAGUGGGUUUAAGGUGCCAUCAGAUUUGCAAUACACAAAGUUGUUAUGGUCCUUAGAGUAGUGACUGUUAAACGUGGAAACCUAAAAGUGUAUUUAUAAAUAAAUCCUUGUAGUAGUUUCACUUCAGUCUGUUCUAAUAUACAUAUAGUAUCUAAUAUUUAUGUAUAGUGUCCUACCAUUCCAUUGGUGUCCAUAGUGAUUGCAGCACAAGUGGUCGUUACACAUAAAUCCUAUCCUGUGCUUGAGAUGAUAUGAGAAUAUAAUCAUAAGCAUCAGAUGUGGCAAAGUUCUGCACAUGCCAUGGUUUCUGUCUCAGUACUGGCCAAACUGGAUUUGUUUGACUUAUGGUUAAUGGAUACUGAAAGUAAACAUCAAUUGUGAGACCAUGUGAAACAUCUGUUGGUGUACAGUGAGAGGAACUGAAAAGCUUUCAGCUCUGCCCAGCAAAUACACGCCAUCAAUAAUAGAAUCUACUUUAAACGUGGUCUGUUUACAAACGCUUUGUGUUCUACCCCAGGAAAUUAAUGUGCUGCAGUGGGAAAUUGAGUUUGAUCAAGUCAGACUUAAAAACGUAGAAGAGACGUGGAAGGAAAAGUACGACCGGUAAGUAUAGAGCUUUGCUCUGGAUUACAAACCACAUUGAUAUUGAUAUGCUGUAGUUUUCAAUGUUCGUUUUUCUGCAAAAAUAAAAGUUUUACUGCACCAUAUACAAUACUGCAUAUUCAAUAAAAAAUUUUUUUUAAAAACUAUCAGACAUUUACAAAGCAGCAAAAAUACCAUGUUUUCUUCCAAUGGAAGGUGCAAGGUAUCCGGAAGACAAAAAGGGUCCAGCACUCCAAUCUAUUGGGUAAAAGCACACAAUAAGACCAAUGGUUUCACCCUCACAGGGGUCUUUAAGUGUGUGAAUUCAUAGUGAACGAGUGACAUGAGAUGUGAGAUAUGGUUUGUUAUCCACACCAGCCAUUUUGUUGAGAUGUAAUACUUAUUAUAUACAAUUUGAAUUGCUUGUUUAUUUUCCUUUGCUUUUUUUAUACGCUCUUAGAUUAUAUUGUGAAAAUGUAGCACUUAAAGAAUCCCUCGAACUACGGACCAGCGAAAUGAAGGCUCUUAAGUCUGAAAAUGCAAGUAAGCGUAAAAUCUUCGUAAUGUGAAUUUUUAGAAGAGUAUAAAGUCAUGGGGCCAUGCAUUUUCAGCAUAAAUGUUGCCAUUUUUUUGCUAAAUAAUUUCUGGAUAUGCUUUUAGAUUAUUUUUAAUUAUCUUUCAGGUCACGCUGAAACGUUGUCUAGUCUUUGGCAUAUUUUAACACACUAAUGGUUUUUUUUUUUUAUGACUUUUUUCCUAGUUGUUGGUCAGCAAUGCCAGGAACUUCUUGCAAUGCUCGAUGUCAAGGAACAGAAAAUGUUCCAAGAUAAUGUGUCUCUUGAUAAAAGCAGCUUCACGGAUAUAACAGCUCUUGAGGUAAGAUUUUAAACUCUUUAAGUUACGUGUGUUCUAGUUAUUUGUUUUUUAACAUUUUAACCUGACUCAAGAUGCUAGAGAUCACAUAUGUUCCCAGCACUCUGUAGUUGUUUUGGUGGCAGAAGGGGCCAGGCACCCCCCAAGUUGCAAGUAGUGGAACCAUGUAAUGCAGUGGUCGAAUUAGGAAGCCAUCCUGGCGCUAAGCUUGAUUGACGGGGAUGGUCCUAAAUUUAUUCAUAAAGGUGCCAAUCUCUCUUGAUAUCACCACUUUUAUGAAUUGGGACAUUAUAGGCAUGCAGUUAACCCUAAAAAAAGGACUUAAAUAAGUGUCCAUUUUAAAUUUAAUUAUAUAAUUUUAUAUAUAUCAAAACUAAAACUGACAUGCUGUAGAAAUUAAAUAAUAAUAAUAGCAGAAAAUACUUUGCAUGAGAUUUUAUUAAGGAAACAUCGGAUACAGUACAUUUUAAAGUUGAAAAUGUAAAGUGCUUUUUAUCAGCAAUACUAUUAUAUAAAAUUGUUAAAAGCUGUCACUCCCCACACCUCGUUUUCCCACCGUGCUUCCUGUACUGCAACUGUGUCGUCUAAAAAUAAAUAAAACUUCAUUGUAAACAUUUUUACCACCCUACUUUUCCCAUACACGAAAUACAUCUUUCCCUUACCUCUUGUGUCAUUUUACCCAACUUCCCUUAAAUUAUAAGCUUGUUUGAGGAGGAGUCUCAGCAGCACCCUCUGUUUCUGUACAUCUAACGUGUCUUGUUACUUGUAACUAAGUAUUUGGUGGUCCUCUUAUUGUACAGAAUUGCAGAAUAUGUUAGGUAUAUAUAAUACUACAUAAUGUAACGGAGAACAAUACAGAUGUACUGCUACUGCACAUAUAAUAUAGUCUUGCUAAUGAGUAUUGUCUCCAAAUUUUACUUUUAUACAAAACAAAAUUGGUGAACUACUGAGCAGUCAUAAACAGGUCAAUAUAUUGUGUGAGUGUGUGCGCGCAUGUAUUGUGUGUGUGUGUGUACAAUGAGACAAGAUAGGGAAACACAUUUGGAUAGAAGAAGAAGAGAAAUUAAAGAACUGCACCUAGUGGCUUCCUAUGCAGACUAAAUUCCUUAUUGUGAUAUUUGGCAUGCCUGCAGUGUGCUUCAUCUCCGAGCAUCUGAAAGCCUAUUGUAUUUGUAUUGUUCUGCAUGUGGUACAUCUUUGAUUCUUUGUAUCUGGAGAAGCAGAUGAUGUUACUACAGAACAGGCUCGCAUUCUUAGGUCAGACAAUCCCAUAGGCUAUCCCAUAAGCUAUUUGUUUUGGGCCCAAUUCCUUCUGUCCCUCUUUACUUUCUGAGUGUCCCUGUUUUUAUACGACCUCGGAAUGCGUGGUAUGUUUUCAUCUCUAUCAAACACACAGUAGUAAAUCUUUCAAGGAUAGGAAGAGCCCCUGGGAACCCCUCCAUUUACAUCACUAUAGGAAACUUACUUCAGUAGUGGGGAAAGUAAUGGAAACCAUGUUAAAGGAUAGCAUUGUUGAACAUCUAAAAACACAUGGAUUUCAAUAUCGGAGACAACAUGGGUUUACUUCAGGGAGAUCAUGCCAAACUAAUCUUAUUGAUUUUUUUGAUUGGGUAACUAAAAUAAUAGAUCAGGGUGGUGCAGUAGACAUUGCUUACCUAGAUUUCAGUAAGGCUUUUGACACUGUUGCACAUAGAAGGUUUAUCAAUAAACUGCAAUCUUUAAGUUUGGAUUCCAAUAUUGUUGAAUGGGUAAGGCAGUGGCUGAGUGACAGGCAACAGAGGGUUGUAGUUAAUGGAAUAUAUUCAAGCUUGGACUUGUCACCAGUGGGGUACCUCAGGGAUCUGUACUUGGACCCAUUCUCUUUAAUAUUUUUAUUAGUGAUAUUGCAGAAGGACUUGAUGGUAAGGUAUGUCUUUUUGCUGAUGAUACUAAGAUAUGUAACAGGGUUGAUGUUCCAGGAGGGAUAAGCGAAAUGGCAAAUGAUUUAGGUAAACUAAAAAAAUGGUCAGUUGUGGCAACUGACAUUUAAUGUGGAUAAGUGCAAGAUAAUGCAUCUUGGACGUAAAAACCCAAGGGCAGAGUACAGAAUAUUUGAUAGAGUCCUAACCUCAACAUAUGAGGAAAGGGAUUUAGGAGUAAUUAUUUAUGAUGACUUAAAGGUAGGCAGACAAUGUAAUAGAGCAGCAGGAAAUGCUAGCAGAAUUAUUGGUUGUAUAGGGAGAAGUAUUAGCAGUAGAAAGAGGGAAGUGCUCAUGCCAUUGUACAGAACACUGGUGAGACCUCACUUGGAGUAUUGUACGCAGUACUGGAGACCGUAUCUCCAGAAGGAUAUUGAUACUUUAGAGCAAGCAUGUCAAACUCGCGGCCCACAAGGACCAUCUUUGCGGCCCGGCGAGCCGCAUGUACAUGCUGGUGUUAUAGCAGAGUAGGCACCUGCUUUCCCCACAUUACAGGUGCCCACUCUGCUAAAACUUACCCAGCCAGGGAGGAAGCAGCGAGGGAGCUCAGUGUUCCUGCUCCUCACUGUUUCCUCACGCCGUCUGUAGCGAAGCCGGGUGCUGGAAUACGACGUCCUACUCUGGCACUUUCAGUGAGUGUGUGUGUGUGUGUCUUUCAGUGAGUGUGUGUGUGUGUCUGUCUGUCAGUGAAUAUGUGUGUCAGCGGGAGGAUCAGAUUUAGCACAGGGUGGUAGAGGGAGGUGCUGUGGUUUUGUAGGUGGUGGAGACUGGGAUUUAGUACUGGGGGGUGCUGUGGUUUAGUAGAGGGAGAUGCUGUGUGGUUUUUUUUUUUUUUCAUCUUGGCAGAAACAGUAAGACAAACGUUUUAGCUUGUCGGCUUGUGCAAAAGUCUAAUGUACAUAACAAAAAUAUCCACUUUGUCAUACAUUAAGUUAUUCAAUACGAGGUCUUUUUACUCAGCUCAAUUCUACUGGCCACCAAGGAUGGUUUUAUGUUUUUUAGAGAAAUUAACUGAAAAUGACAAGAACCGAUAACCAUCGCAUUCUUCUAACAUUGUACCAUUUGUUUUGUCUCACAUUCUAUAGCUAUGGUGCUUGUACAGCCUUUUAGCUCGGCCUAUCGUACCCGGCGUACGCGUGGUCCCAUGUACAGCAUUGGAUGAUAGUAAAGGAAGAUAAGAAAAGGAAAGAAGGGGAAAGAUAGACACUUAGAAAGAGAUGAGGGGGGGACGUAGGUGUGUGUGGCGGAGGACGGGGGCGUCCGGUCCUUGACACUUGUACCUGUAUUAUGGUCCUGUUGCCACCGUCUAGGGCGACUGUCUGUCAUGCCUCCUAGCCCCAUAUGGAUCUCAUCUCGCUCACCUCCCUAUCCCAUUAGGCUGUUAUCCCAGGGUUCCCAUGUUCUUUGGAACGCUACUGUGGUACCUUUCACCCUAGCUGUUAGAUCAUCCAUCAGUCUGCUAUCCUUGAUCUUGGGAAUUACUCCUGUGAAAUUUGGUCCCUCCGGCGACAGCCACGCUGUUGCUAUAUCUCUACGUGCGCUUAAUGUGAUUUUGUGCAAUAGUUUCUGCUCCAGCCUGGUCCACCCCACUAGAGGCCUGUUUAGCAGGUAUACCCAAGGGGCUGUUUUUUUUUUUUUAUAGUGUACUUUUUAAAAUAAAUCUACGUUUCUAUGAAAUUGUAAGGUGGUUUUUUUUUGUUUGUUUUUUUGCGGCCCACAUAAACUCCUUGUUUAUGUGGCCCGUGCCAGACUUUGAGUUUGACAUGCUUGCUUUAGAGAGUUCAGAGAAGGGCUACUAAACUGGUUCAUGGAUUGCAGGAUAAAACUUACCAGGAAAGGUUAAAGGAUCAUGUAUAGCUUGGAGGAAAGACGAGACAGGGAGGAUAUGAUAGAAACAUUUAAAUACAUUAAGGGAAUCAACACAGUAAAUGAGGAGACUAUAUUUAAAAGAAGAAAAACUACCACAACAAGAGGACAAAAAUUAGAGGGGCAAAGGUUUAAAAAUAAUAUCAGGAUGUAUUACUUUACUUAGAGGCUAGUGGAUGCAUGGAAUAGCCUUCCAGCUGAAGUGGUAGAGGUUAACACAGUAAAGGAGUUUAAGCAUGCGUGGGAUAGGCAUAAGGAUAUCCUAACUAUAAGAUAAGGCUAGGGACUAAUGAAAGUAUUUAGAAAAUUGGGCAGACUAGAUGGACCAAAUGGUUCUUAUCUGCCGUCAUAUUCUAUGUUUCUACGUUUCUUCUUUGUUGCCUGUUUGGAAUGUUGGGAGCUAUGUAUCAAUAAUGCAUUCUGCUUUCUGUUUCCCAGCUGGCAGUGCUUGGGGCCUGUACGUGCAGUGCUGGUCGAGAGCCCUGUGCCUGUGCCAAAAUGUCAGCGGCAACCCGUAAACAACUUCUUCAGAUCAGACAAGAGGUAAACAGUUAGAAAAAAAGAAAAUCCUAUAUUAUUGCUGUUAAAUAAAAUGAAAAGGAGAAAUUAGAAAGAAAGAUCUCAGCAACUUUGGAGAGUAAAUGUUGUUAAUCAAUGCAUUGUAAAGUGGUUUGCAUGCAUUUUCCAUUCCAAACGGUAGUAUUUAUUCAAUUCUAAAAACCAAAUAUGGGAGAGUUAUUAAGAUGUACAUGUAGCGGAGCGGCAAUGAUAAAUCCCACGAUCUCCGCUGGUUCAGAAGGUAAUCCACAGUCAAGCCCUGAAAAGCAAGGCAAUAUCCCAAAUCUCCCAGUAACCGGACGAAACACAGUUCUGAGAGUCAACUGAAGGCUUUAUUCACAGGCUCCACAAGUUAUACAAUUCCCCAUGCAAGGGGUUUCCUGAGUCCUAUCCCAGGGGUAUUCCAGGGGUGGACUACGUGGGGAACUUACAGUACAAAGCAUUUCUCCCAUCAGGCGCUGCUGCACGAGAGGGAUCCUCCCACUGGAAUGUGCCGUUAAGUGGAUUAUCCCUCCGUGCAGCAGAACCGGCAAUUUACUUUAAAAUAUACAGUUUUUCGAAUAUUAGGUCUAUUUGCACGAAUGGAGUCUGAGCGCAUCAUUCGUGAGAUUACCGCUCAGAUCCCAGCUAAAACAACCGAACGCCGCACGAAAAACAUAUUCAUCAAAACAUACAUUUAAAAGACCGAUUGAUAUAUGGAGGAUAAAAUACCGAACGGCCCGGAACUCCCGAACAGCCUGGAAGUCCAGCGGUGUUCGCGCCGUCGAGUAGCCAUUUUUAGUACCACGCGCUCCACGACCAAACGCCGCUGGAGGAACAAAGGAUCCAAGAUGGCCGACUGCCGCAUGGUCGGUAGUCGAACGACGGCCACCUAGGAGAGCCUCUAAUUACCGAUUGCAACAUUGUUGCAAUCGGUUAACGAGCGCCACACGUCUCUCAAUGUGUGGGCUAUACAUGUGGGUCUUAUUCGGUUCACGAACGGCCCGCAAAGGCGCUGUUAGUGAAACGAAAGGAAAUCAGCUAUCUGCUUUCGGCAGAUAGCCAAUGCAAGUAAUACAGUGUUAUGCAAUCACAGUCUAUACACACAGAAACAUACGCAUCCUCAAAACAGCACAGGCAACCCUUAAAGCUAUAGUCCUUAUAUAAUGUCCAAGUGGCUAGGUUUGCCACAGUACAUUAGGUCCCAGCUCUGCAAUUUCCCUCUCAAUUGUAUUUGUGACAGUGCUGUCACUGUUCCGUGACAAUUUGUGGCGUGGAGGAGCACAAGACUAAGAGAUCACAAGAUAACAGUGUCAUGUGUAGGUGAUGCACUGGUGUGGCUUCCUUGCAGUGUAUAUCUCACGGUUAGGGUCUUCUUAUUGAAAAGGUAUACAAAAGAGAAGUACUUCAAAAUCUUUGCCCAGUUAUUUAUUUAUUUGUUAUUUCCACAACAAUGCUUUCAAGCCCAUCGACAAAGUUUGCAAGGGAAGGGCGAGGGGCAUCAGUCUGUUCAAGAGGGAUUUAUGAAAUGUCAAUAGCAUUCAUGGUACCUGCAAUUCACUUGUAUUCAUUAUGUAUGAUUUUAAACAGCUCGACAUGGAGAAGAAGAGCAAGGAAGAAGCUUAUGUGAUGGCCGAUGCGUUUCGAAUUGCCUUUGAACAACAGUUGCAACGACGGAAUGACGAACAUGUGCCCUUCAGUGACAUCGAGAAGCUUUGUAAAAAGGGGAGCAAACGUUUUAACAGCUGGAAACGCCUUAAAGAUGAAGGUAAUAAUGAGCCAAUAAAAAUCAUUAGUUGCUGUGCCAUGGUGUUGGUUAGAUGUUUAAUAUGUUGUCAUUCUGGGUUUCUGAUCUGUUAUUACAAACGUAAUUUAUUACUAACUGGUAUUAGUGAAGCUUUGAUGAUCUGACCAUUAGAUGUAAAAAUGUCUGUGUAAAAUGUAUAGUUUGACAUAUUUUGUUAUAAAAUCCAAUGUAGAUCAAUACAGUUUUAUUGUGGUAUGCUUUUCUCCUUAACUCAAUACUGAUUUAUUCAUUUUUUAUUUAUUUUUUUUAUUCUCUGUAGGAUAUCUGUUCACAAAAGACACAUAUAAAGGCCUGGGACAGAAAUUAAAGGGGAUGUUAAAUUCUUCUGCUGACUGUAGAAACUUAGAUUCAUUGGAUGAACCUCAAGAAAUCCUGAAAAUACUGAUCGAUUUGGUGAGUUUACUCGCAUAACUUGCGUGUAUUAAAUAAGAUAAUAUCCCCACGCUCAGAACCCAUUUAUAUGAACAGCUAACUCCUAUCUCCUUUACUCCAGUAAAUAUUACUGCAGGGAUUACUAGGGUGCAUUAGGCAGCAGCUGUAAAUGUAAAACUAAACUACUUCCGCUGUACGGCAGUUUUGUGGCAGCUUUGGUGUUCCAUGAUGCCUUCUCUGCAUGCUCGAAUAUCUAAGAGAAGUGUGAUAUGCUUUUUGCAUUUUUUUCCAGUGGUGCCGUACAUGUGUAUGUACUGUGCCUACAGACUGGGUUUUUUUUUGUCUUCUUUUGGAUCAACAGCAAAAACAUAUGUGAAGAAGGCUGAACUUGAUGGACGGAAGGGAAGUCUCUUCUUUUUUUUUUUUUAAUUCUUUAUUUUGUCUUGUGCACAGUUUGACAACAAGCGUGCAGUGCCACGACAGCAUCUACAUGCAAUUGCAUGACAUUUCAAUGUGUGGCAUUUUAUGUUUUGUAACGUGAGGGUAACAGACUAUUUAGACAGUCGCAUUCUAUAAUGUAACACGCUAGACUAGAUAUGCAUAUAUUAAAACUUGUUAUGCUUGAGAUUGUAUGUGCGUAGCUUGUAUUUGAUGUGGUAUAUAGGCAUUAAGAGUGCAGUAAGUAGUGUGACAGAUUAUUAAUCUAGCAGAGAUGUCUUUAUACUGUGUGAAGCAAGCUAGUUUUUUGGUUGCGUACCUAUAUAAUGCCUACGAAAAAAGAGAAUAAAAUAUUAGACUAUAUGCUAUACAAAGAGAGUCCGUUUAUAAACGUGCUGGUACUAACGAUGUUCUAUGAGUAGUAUAUCACCCAGAGUCCGCUAGCUGGCUUGUGCUCUCUAAGCUAACUGCAUGGUGGGCUCGAGGCUUCACUGGUACCGGUGGGCCUGUGUUUAACCAAUGCCUGAUCUUCCAUAUCGGUGUGACCGGGUAUGCAUGUCCGCUGAUGCAGGGGUUCGGGCAGUGCCUCUCCGUGGUCCUCCGUGGCGUCUUUGAGGUUGCUUCCCCUGCCGGCCAAGCGUACCUCUUCUGGGCUUCCGAUGGUGAGUGACCGCCCUGGAGGGUGUUGGGGCGCUGUGUGGUAUAUCUAGAUGCCGGACCGCUUUGAUACGCUCUCCUCGGGGUCACCGUUUUGCAGGAUGUGGGAGUAUCAUGCUUUGCUGCGGGGUUGGUAGUCAUUGGCAGGGGUAGACAAUGUGUGGUGUGGCGAUCUACCAGUGUGGCAGCCUGUGUGGGUCCUGCUAGGUCUCCGUCGCAGCUUGCCUGUGUCAUGGCUCGUGGGGUGGAUAGGUAAGUAGUUGCUUGUGGGGCUGCUGUGCAGAGUAAGCUGGGCAUGGGCUCUUCUAGCCCCUUAGACCCAUGAUUGGGUACCCCGUUGGUUGCUGUGGUCGUUGCAGGAGGGUCAUCCCUUCUGCCGAUUUCAGCGCACACGGUCAUCGCCAUCUUGGGUGGCGCGCUCGGGCCCUUGGUUGGGAUUUUUGUGUCUUUGGGCUCUGGCUGCACAGCCUCCGGGUGAGGACCGGGAUCACCCCUGCUGGUGGGGGAACAGGGCCAGGUCCGCCCGGGUCUCGACCUCCACCUGGGCACCAUGAGGCAGGCUAGUGGGGCAGCGUCCGUCCGCCCCUCUCACCGCCGUCUUAGGCCCCAACUCAGUCGUCGGUGGCUUCACCUCCUGGGGACUGAAGCUCGUGGAGCCAGCCUCUCCCUGGAUCUGGUGUUCCUGUGGCAUCAAAGACCCAUGCUGUCGGUCAAUUUUUAGGUCGAUUUUUUUUUAUUUUUUUGGCUGAAUUAUGGAUGGGUUGCAGGAGCUGAACUCGCUUGCGACCGCCCAGCUCGGCGGCCUGGCCCUUCCCCCGACGGAAGUCUCUUUUCAGCCAUGUAACUAUGUAACAUUUCAACUCUACAAUAGAGCCUUUCUCAAGCUAUGAGAAGGACUCUAUAGUAGAGGCAAAAUCCUGCCUUCUUUAGAUGAUCUGUGUGUGCCAGAGCGAUAGAAGGCAAAGGUUCAGGCAAGUACUGUCAACACUGAGCAUUUGGGCUGUUAGAAACAAGUUUAGACUUUUUGUACAGAAACCUUGCCUACCCUGAGUUAUUUGGGUAACAGUAAUUGUGGGUAUGCUUGUGGUAAUCCAGUAUGGCUGUGCUUAGUUGACUACAUUAGAGUGGCUAGCACAUCUGGUGUGUGUGCCUAUGUGGGCACUUUUACUUUUUUACCAAGAACUUGAAGGGCAGAAUGCAGCCUGUAUAGGCAUCUACACGGGAUCUAGACACAGGAAUGGAAUACAUUCUCCUACAAACGCUCACAGAUACAACUACAGACACACUUACAAGCACUCCAAGAACAACUACCAACACACACAAACAUAACUACAGACAAACAGAAAUAUUUACAGAUACAUAUACUCGGGCACUUACAGGUACAGAAUCACUCUUCCAAACAUUCUCACAAAUAAUCACUCUCUCAGGCAUUCAUAUUUAGACACACUAACUCUCCCAAGUAGAUUCAUAGAAACAAUCACAUUGUCACAGAUACCAAUAUGUACAAACUUUCACUAACACGCAGUCACACACUGCAGGUAAAAUACACACAUUCAAAGCAUAUUUUAUAGCCGUGAUAGCUGCACACAUCAAGUAAUAAGGCUAAGACCUCCUCCCCUGCUGAUCACAAAUUCCAGCGACCAGCCCUUCACAAUAUUGGAGGCUCCCGGCUCUCUUGUCUUUGGUUUGACAAGGAAAGAAAACCUGAACACUAUUGAUCUUUUAGUAUUGGAGACUUAACACGACUUGACCGCUUCUUUAACCCCUUAGGGACACAUGACGUGUGUGACACGUCAUGAUUCCCUUUUAUUCCAGAAGUUUGGUCCUUAAGGGGUUAAGCAGGGAGAUUCUAAGACUACAUGCCCCCAUUUUGCAAAUGUUUGACUCUCAAAGAAGAUUCAAAGAUUCCCUAAUCCAGCCUUUAGUUCCCCACCACCAGCCCUGCUCACUUGAGGUGACUUACUGCACACCAGUGUGCCAGGACACCAACCUCCAAUGUGAAUUUAAAGUGAAUUUAAGGGCCAAGUAGCCAAACUGACUCCAGCUCAGCUAUUUUGACCUUAAUUUUGAGCUUUAUUUGUCUUCACUGUAGUGAAUAACACCGACAAUGGUCUUGAUGUUCAACUUUGGCAAAAUGGGGAUGGUGGGUGGUCAUUCUGUUUAGUCGAUUUGCUGCCUUUAUUGAUUUUCUUAAAACUGAAAUCUUUCAUUGGCAGCAGCCAGUUGUAAUAGCUAUUGAAUAAAAACUGUUACUAAGAUCAGUUAUUGACCAUUUAUUAAACGCAUUCUGUGUUCGUGAUUUGAUUUCGCAGCUCAACGAUAAAGAAGAGGCAUUAGCCCAUCAGAGGAAAGUGAGCUACAUGCUUGCAAGAACUAUAGCGGACAAGGAUGAUUCCAAAGAGAGCCAGUGUAGUCCCAAGUCACCUGACAAAACCCAACAUUUAAACACCUCCGAUACAAGUAAUGUUACAGAUCCAACUACCUGCUUAACUAAUAAAUCUACCUCGUGCAGCUGUUCUAGUGAACAAGAGAUCAGCGAUUCAAAGAUAGACUGUUCUAGAUCCAUUGAGACCUCUUUUUCAUCUAUGUUAAAGGAUGUGCCUCCUGAAAAGGAAUCCUCAGAAGCUGUCUCCAAGACUAAUCACGAGUUGGAAUGUUGUAAGGUCGAAGGCGCCGAAACACAAAAUACAUAA